Messenger RNA from Pelobates cultripes (western spadefoot toad), 47794 nucleotides. The record is from the annotation of a GenBank genome assembly. NCBI's taxonomy places the organism in Eukaryota, Metazoa, Chordata, Amphibia, Anura, Pelobatidae.
CUGGAACGCCAUGCUGGCGGUUGUUGACAGCCGUUGCCCCGGUAACCGCCCCCCCACACACACAGACAGGCACAGACAGAGAGUAUCCGCUCGCCAUGUCUGCCCCGGUGCUCGUGUCCAGCCCGCCGGCCCCGCAGAGUGUCCCGGUGGGGAGCCUGCCGGCAGUCAGCGUGCAGGAGGCCGCCAACACCGGCCAGCACUCCUCCUCCGGCCUGGCCACCGCCGGCUUCCGCACCGCCCGCUACCUGCUGGAAGAGUGGCAGCAGGGCAGCUACACCGCCUUCUACCGGGCGGCCGCCGACCGGGACAGCUCGGAGCGGGCCAGGGCGCAGGACAAGCAGCUGGCGGCCGAGGCCGAGGCCCGAGCUCAGCGCAGCCAGGCCGAUGGCACCAGGAAGCUGGGGGAGAGGCUGCUGGACAUCCACUACUGGAGGUCGGAGCUGGCCAGGGAGAGCGGGGAGCUGGCCGCCGAGACCGAGCUGCUCCUGCAGCAGAGAGACCGGCUGGAGAGAGCGCUGGACACCAGCGAGAUCCCCCUCUCCAUCGCAUCGGACAACCUGCAGUGCAGGGAGAGGAGGCAGGGGGCCGAGCUGGUCAGGGAUGGGGUGGAGGUGGAACUGCUGCAGGUAAAUGGGGGGGGAGAAAAAAGGGGGGUAAGGAGGGGUACCAUAACCACAACUAACAGGAUGAUGGGACUUGUAGUCAUCAUCCUACAGCACCAUCCCUCUGUGUCAGGGAUGGGGUGGAGGUGGAACUGCUGCAGGUAAAUGGGGGAGAAAAAAGGGGGGUAGGGGAGGGUACCAUAACCACAACAACUAACAGGAUGAUGGGACUUGUAGUCAUCAUCCUACAGCACCAUCCCCCUGUGUCAGGGAUGGGGUAGAGGUGGAACUGCUGCAGGUAAAUGGGGGGAGAAAAAAAGGGGGGUACCAUAACAACAACUAACAGGAUGAUGGGACUUGUAGUCAUCAUCCUACAGCAGCAUCCCCCUGUGUCAGGGAUGGGUUGGAGGUGGAACUGCUGCUGGUAAAUGGGGGGAGAAAAAAGGGGGAGGGGGACCAUAACAACAACUAACAGGAUGAUGGGACUUGUAGUCAUCAUCCUACAGCAACAUCCCCCUGUCUGUCUGUAUUUACUGACAUAGGAAUGUUAUUCAGUAGCAGAUCAUCCAGCACAAAAGGAAAUUAAAAAGUAAAUUUUCCAUUUUAACAUGGGGUGGAGGUGGAACUGCUGCAGGUAAAUGGGGGGGGGGUCCAUUUUAACAGAGUCUCUUAAACCCCCACCACCACCUAAAUUUAGGCCAUGGGUCCUCAAACUCCGGCCCCCCAGAUGUUGCUGAACUAUAACUCCCAUGAUUCUUUAAAUUACAUAGAUAGCCAGAGAGUCAUGGGAGUUGUAGUUCAGCAACAUCUAGGGGGGCCAGAGUUUGAGGACCCAUGAUUUAGACUAUAUUUCUAGUAUACAUGAAACCAUGGACUGCUCAAUACUUGGGAUGUAAAAUGUACUUAUUUAUUUACUUAUUUAAUUUUUUAUUUUUUUUUGACACAUCAAUAAGUUACAUUUUAUUUACUAAAACAAAAAAACUUAGAAUUGGCUGUCCUUUUAAGAGAAAUUCUCUAAUCAAAUGUAAACAUGCAGGGUUUUUUACUAAAAUUGUCAGGAAUAUAAAGUGCAUUUUCGAAGUUAAGAACAAAGUAGCCGAACUAGAAGCAUAGCUGACUAAGAAAAUUUUCCAAGUUUGGCUACUUUGGAAUUGAACUCGAAAUUCACUUGGAGUUCACUUUUAAUUCCUGCCAAUUCUUAGUAUAGUGAAUAACCCUAAUGGUGGUUUUUGGGUUAAGUACAGAUUUGUAAAACCAUAGCAACACUAAGAACCAGUAUGUGCACAUUCUGCCUGGCAAUAAUGUCACAAGUGUAUUAUAUGUUAACGGACACACUAGAGGGCAUAUCGCCUCCUCCCUAGCUGCACUAAUUACCACUGCAGGGUAAGGGACCUGGGACACUGCACCCAGACCACUUCAAUGAGCUAAAAUGGUCUUUAGUGUCCCUUUAAUGUAUUUGUGCAUUGGGUUCGCAUGGGUUCCAUAUACGGUAAUGUGGCAUUUUAAAUCCUUGCCACAGUGAAUGAAGAAUUUGAGCAAUGAUAACACAAAAUUUUCAUUAUGCUUGCUGACAUUUAUGGUUGCUUCUAAGCAGCUGUGGAUGUUUUAUCACAGUCUGUUCUAAUAUUGAUGUACUCUAAUUCACUUGAAUGCAAUUACACACUUCUAUGUACAUUAUAGUAAUAUAUGCAUUAUUUUGCAAGUCCAUUUAUUUCCACUACAGAGCUGUGAGUUGUAGCAAUAACAUAGAAACAUAGAAUGUGACGGCAGAUAAGAACCAUUCGGCCCAUCUAGUCUGCCCAAUUUUCUAAAUACUUUCAUUAAUCCCUGGCCUUAUCUUAUAGUUAGGAUAGUAUUAUGCCUAUACCACGCAUGCUUAAACUCCCUCACUGUGUUAACAUCUAUUACUUCAGCUGGAAGGCUAUUCCAUGCAUCCACUACCUUCUCGGUAAAGUAAUACUUCCGGAUAUUAUUUUUAAACCUUUGCCCUUCUAAUUACAGACUAUGUAAUCUUGUUGUCUCCUCCUUUACUGUGUUGAUUCCCUUUAUAUAUUUAAAUGUUUCUAUCAUAUCCCCCUGUCUCGUCUUUCCUCCAAGCUAUACAUGUUAAGAUCCUUUAACCUUUCCUGGUAAGUUUUAUCCCGCAAUCCAUGAACCAGUUUAGUAGCCCUUCUCUGAGCUCUCUCUAAAGUAUCAAUAUCCUUCUGGAGAUACGGUCUCCAGUACUGUGUACAAUACUCCAAGUGAGGUCUCACCAGUGUUCUGUACAAUGGCAUGAGCCAUAAUAAUGGGAAGUAUAACACACCCAUCAUAUACUAAAUAUUUUUUCAUUGUGAAAAUGUUGGCUCAGUAUUAAACUAGCUAGAUCAGUCUUUUAUUCAGUGGCUGAAGGUCUAUUUUUAAUUGUAAAAUGACUGGCUUGCUUUACUGUAAUAAUAAAGUAACUUAUCUUAAUUGUAAUAAAUCACUAGUUAUCAGUUUUAUAUUCUUGUUUUUUUUUUUUUUUUUCAGGAAGUGGAAUUAAUAAGAAACAUACAAGAACUUCUAAAGCGAACUUUGGAGCAAACCAUUCAGCAGAUUCGGUAUAAAUCAAUUAACGCAGCUGUUACAUAUUAUAUGAGUUAUAUGAUUAGAAUGCUUAAAGGGGCACUCCUUACAUUCUGUUGUUUUUUUUGUAAGAGUUUAGUAGAUAUACCCCCAAAUAAAACAUGCUUGUAACUCGUUUUGCAUGUUUUCUUUGGGGUAUAUGAAAUUUUGGCUUGCAAUAGCUGCAGAUUUAGUAUCUGCAGCUACAGCACGCUCGCCCCUUCUUCCCCAGCACACACCUUCUCAUCUGUGCCAGGGAAUAACCAAUCGCAGGCUUCGUACAGAGAAGUAUGUGGACCAGCCCCACGUGUUACAACUCACGGAGAAGUCAUUCAAAGUACGUGAUUUGUGCAAGCGCCUGUCUUUGAGUUUAGUGCUGUCGAGCUAAACUACCAGGAAGAAACACCUUCCAGCAGUGUGACUGACAGCCAUGGAUGUUUUAGCGUUCAUUUAUAAGAGAAAAAAAACAAAAAAACAGGGUGCAAGGUAGUGGCGUACACACGAUCCAUGGGGCUCCGGUGCGAAAAUUGAUCCAUGGUUUCCCUCCCCGGUCGUAGCCGCGACCGCGGUAUGUAAGCCAGUGGUGCAAGGGAAUACUGAGAACAACAGCCAAAAUAGCUUGUCCUUUGGUGGGACCCCAUUCAGAUCUCAAGCUGGUUUUAGCUCAUCUUGUGCCAUUACAGGGAGAUUCUAAACCAUUUACCAUUAAAUUGGGUAACAGUAACAACCCCUGGAUGUUGGGCUAAGGUAACAUCCCCAGGACGUACUUGAAAAUCAGAAUAAUCUGAAUGUACAUUUCCUGGUUAAAUACUUUGUUGUUGUUGUUAUCAUUAUUAUUUGAAUAUCCCACCCAAAUUUAUGUGUGCAUAUUACAAUUCAUAUCAGCUCUUUAAAAUUAGAAAAAAAGAACACACUCUAUACACAUAAAGCACUCCAGCAAGCUGUUGUAAUUUAUGUGUUGGAAGUAUUCCUUCAGAUGGACAUUCCAAGGACCAGAACAUAUUUUCUGCAUUCUAUAGCCUUUGGCCCAAAUCAUUUGCCAUAAUUGUUACAUGCCCAAUUCUGAAUUGUUUUUAGAACAAAAAAAAAGUUUUGUAGCAUUCUACUUUGUAACUGUGACCCUUUUGUCCCCCCACCUCCUUCACACCUCCUUUUUAAAUAAAACGUAAUUCUUGAUGAUUGUGUAUGUGAUGUCUUAGCUACGUUUCUAGAAACAUACAGUAGUGUUUAUGUGAGUUGUAGUUCAUCUUUCCAUUAGAUCCAUCUUCUAUCGGUAAAAGCCUUGCUGUACAGGUAUUUGUGGGAUUAGAUGAACACUUUGAAAAGUCUCUUAGAAAAGUAUUAUGGAUUGGAUAACCUGUAUUUGAUUGGGAAGUACUAACUUGUGUUUAUGUAAAAUGUAGGUAAAUUUCAGCAUGUUGGACUAUAUGUUCACAUUUAAACAACAUCACUGAGUGUACUGUGGGGAAAAUGGUUUUCUGCAUAGCGUGGUCCUCAAUUGUAUCUUCAUUGAAAAAAAAAAAAAAAUAAGAUCUGACCACCAAAGGAAACCUGCAUGUAAUUGUUUUUGCAUAUUACUAAGGCCAGAAAGGUAUUGUCAUGCAUGAAAAAGGGCAUGCAUUCUCGGGAUGAGAAUAUCAUUCUGCCUCUUUAUAAAUCACUGGUAAGCCCACAUAUUGAAUAUGCUGUGCAAUUUUGGGCUCCUGUUCUAAAGAAGGAUAUUAUGGCACUAGAAGAAGUGGAGAGGCGGGCUACAAAAUUAAUAAAAGGAAUGGAACAUAUCGGCUAUGAAGAAAGGUUAACAAAUUUAAACCUAUUUAGUUUAGAAAAAUGUCGCCUGAGAGGGGAUGUGAUAACAUUAUACAAAUAUAUUCCGGGGCCAAUACAAACCAUUGUGUGGAAAUCUAUUCACAAACCGGACUUUACAUAGGACACAAGGUCAUGCGUUUAGACUGGAAGAAAGAAGAUUUCGUCUAAGGCAAAGAAAAGGUUUUUUUUUACUGUAAGAACAAUAAGGAUGUGGAAUUCUCUGCCUGAAGAAGUGGUUUUAUCAGAGUUCAUACAGAUGUUCAAACAGCUACUAGAUGCAUACUUGCAAAAACAGAAUAUUCAAGGAUAUAAUCUUUCAAUGUAGGGUAAUAACUGCUUGAUCCAAGGAUAAAUCUGACUGCCAUUCUGGGGUCAAGAAGGAAUUUUUUUUCCUAGCUUGUUGCAAAAUUGGAAGUGCUUCAAACUGGGAUUUUUUUUGCCUUCUUUUGCAUCAACAGCAAAAAACAAAUGUGAGGAAGACUGAACUUGAUGGACGCAAGUCUCUUUUCAGCUAUGUAGCUAUGUAACUAUAUUUACUAAUAUAAAAAUUUAUCUUGGAAUAGCUAAAGGAUCAUAUAGAACUGCAAAACUUUCCCUUUGAGGGAAAUAAUCCAGUAAUAAUCAGCCAGAGGCCCUUCAUUGCCGAGCCUUGCAGACCAGCUGCAUAUGUCUGCAAGGCUCGGCAAUGAAGCCUUGCAGUCCAAUCACAGACUGUAUUAAAGCUCAUUGAGAAGUCUUUGCAAGGAAGGAACUCUGAGCAAACGCCAUCACAUGAGCUUUGUUCCACUUCGUUAAACUAGCAGGAAGAAACACCUCCUGGCUGUCUGAUUGACAGUCGGAAGGUGUACAGUAUAAAGUGCUGAUUUCUAUCGAGAUUAGCACUUUUAUAAAAUGAAAAAGAAGGGACCCUCUCUUCACACAUAAAGCGCUUCAGCAAGCUAAAGUGUUUUAAAUAUUUGGAGUGCUACUUUAAGAUCAAAGGGGAGGAAAGUCCGUUAUAUACUUAUAACUAUAAGGCACCUCAUUUAACCCCUUAAGGACACAUGACGUGUGACAUGUCAUGAUUCCCUUUUAUCCCAGAAGUUGGGUCCUUAAGGGGUUAAAGGGAGAAAAAAGUAGUUGGAUACAAAACGUUAAGUAUAUAUCAAUCAUCCACCAACAAUAAAAGAAUUGUGUCUGUUUAGAAUCUUUAGUGCUUUGUAUCCUUUCAAAGGGUAACUUUAAGAACCAUAACAACUUUGCAUCGUUGGAAAGUUUAUUGUGCAGAAAGAACCAUUCUCGCUGUGAUAUUGGCUUAUAACUGCAAUGUGCAAAAUGCAUAAUAUGUCAAACUUAAUCACUACAGCUACAAGACAAAUCUUAAACAGCUUUAUUUACUAAAUAGUGACCUGGACUAUAUGGGUAUUAAUUUAUAGAGCACUAUAACUCAUCCAAUGUGAUGAGUAGAGUUGGGAGUGGGGAUAGACUGUCACAUAAACUAUACCGCUGGACAGUAAGAUCAGACCCUGCAAUCCAGAAUUAGAGGAGAUUGACUGGUUAUGCGGUCAGGUGAGGUUGGCAGGCUAAUGACACUUUGUGCGCUAGCUGGAUGUCUCUAUUUAGCUAUGAACAGCCCUGUCAGAACUGAAGUGGUUAUGGUCCUUGGAGUGUUUUUUGUUUUUUUUCUGGUGGACAAAUAGCUCAUUGAAAAAUUGCUUGUUAAUCUUUCAUGAUAGUUCUUCUUUAGAUACAGUUACACAAUACCAAAGACGGAAUAUUUUACACCUCACUGUGUCAUUGGCACAGGAUCAAAUGUCCUAUUCCUUGCUGUGUUUAUCUUCUGUCUAUAGAAAUGCUGCAUUUAAAGGGGGCAAGAGAUCUGAGCUCUUGUCAGGUUAAAUGAGAAAUCUGAGUUGCCAAAAAAGGUUUCUCCUUAACUUGUAAACAUGAACCCAUAUGUAAAUGACAUCAACGUAUUCCAAAAUGAUCUCAUGCUUGAUGUCAAAACAUCUGUUGUUUCUGGAGGGGUGGGGGGUGUUUUUUGGUGCCGUAAUAGGUUUAUCAAUAUUGCCACCACUUUUUCUCAUCAGAAAAGUGUUUUUUUAAUGUCUCCUUUCUCUCGCUCUAAAUUUGGAUGCCAUUUCUGAAAAUUUGUUCUGUAAUAAAUUACAUUUAAGCAAAGAAAAGCCAACACUUUUUACAGCAUUUUUAGACCAAUUCUAUAAAUACUAACAGAUUAGAGACCAGAAAUACAAGACAUUUUUCAGAACACUUUCAAAUAACUCCCACAACUGUGCUGAUUAACUCGGGUUCAGUACUAGUAAUUCUUUGUUGUAUGCUGACAUCUUGUGGCUGUAUCUGUAUAAAUUAAAAAACAAACAAGCAAUAGAAGGCGCUAAAAGUGCUUAAUAUUGAAUAAAUAUAAAGAUAAUAAAGGUGGAGCAGCACCUAAAAGUGUACAAGCUCAUAAAACACCAUACAUAAGAUACAAAUAAAAUAGGUGCGCUGUACCUUUAAAUAUUUAAAAGUGCAAAUAGUGCAUAAAUUAGUGCAAAAAACAAGGAGUGUGUACACAAUAUAACCACACUCAGUGUAACAUAUGUGCAAAAUUGCAAGUGAAAUCGUGAAAGACCAAUAUCCGAAUAACAACUUACAGAAAAAAUGUAUAUCUCCUUUGGUGCUCCAAAUCAAAUGAGAACAUAUGUAAAGGGAGAUAUAAAAUGGAGAAACAUAGCAUAAUAUUGUUUAAAAAUAAGUAUAAGAACCAACAGUAUUAAAAUAGGAAUAUCACUCACAAAGAGAGAGCAGUAAAAGCCUGCUCUAACUGAUCCAACUUAUAGUCCUCAAACCAGGACGUGACCGGACGAAACUCCGAGUUCCAGGAAGUGAAACCUGCAGUGCCGAAAAUUACCAAGGACUGGCAGAUAUUCGCAAUACAGCACCGAUAAAAGGUUACCAGACUUCUAAAUGGAAACGGGGACUGUGGAUUUUAACUUUUAAUAAAGGCUGUUUACAUUGAGAGCUGGCAUCCUGCCUACUUGUACCAUCAUUGAAGUCCUGGUUUGAGGACUAUAAGCUGGAUCAGUUAGAGCAGGCGUUUACUGCUCUCUCUUUGUGAGUGAUAUUCCUAUUUUAAUACUGUUGGUUCUUAUACUUAUUUUUAAACAAUAUUAUGCUAUGUUUCUCCAUUUUAUAUCUCCCUUUACAUAUGUUCUCAUUUGAUUUGGAGCACCAAAGGAGAUAUACAUUUUUUCUGUAAGAUAUUAUUCGGAUAUUGGUCUUUCACUAUUUCACUUGCAAUUUUGCACAUAUGUUACACUGAGUGUGGUUAUAUUGUGUACACACUCCUUAUUUUUUGCACUAAUUUAUGCACUAUUUGCACUUUUAAAUAUUUAAAGGUACAGCACACCUAUUUUAUUUGUAUCUUAUGUAUCUGUAUAAAUGACUGAAGGAGCUAUGCUAAGGUGCAAAUAUUUCUGCAUUUGUCUAUGACAAAGCCACUAGUCUCUAAGUGCUACCCCUCAUCUCCUACUCCCAAGAGAAAGUGGUGACAGUAUCAGGUCUUAGCCAUCUGCUGUUCCAUUGAGGUGCCAACAAAGGUAAUUUGAAGGCAGAUAUCCUGUUGAACUCUUUUGGAAAUGGUCAAGUAACACAAGCUCCCUGUGACUCCAUGGCCUUUGCCAGUUUGGUGGUGCCAAAACAAUUGAUGCACCUCACUGCCAUACAGUUUUCCACUUAAUCUUUUAAAUAUCAUUAGGGAAUUGAAGCAAAGCUACAGACCAAUCCCAAGUACUUCCUGAUUUCACAUCAGAACCUCUGCAUAUAUUCAGGCUGUUAUUGGCUAGUCUUCUGUGUCCCCUAUCUCUCAUUGGCUGUGUUAUCCAGAGAUGUGGUUGAGGCAGCUGACGUAAGCCAAUCACAGAACAGCAGUAAGUGCAACAAUAGCCUCGCAGCCUCUGAAAUUUCUUUAGUUUAGUUUCAUCCUAUAAGCAGUUCAAUAAACAAACAAAAAAAAACAUUGAUUUCCUUUUAAUGGCCAAUUAUAGUAUAGAAACAGACCUUUGAGAUGUUCUUCCUCGAACUUGUUGCCUUCCUGCAUCUCAGCCCUUUGUUUUGUAAAAAAAUACAUAUUUUCUCUUAUACCGCUAUGUUGUUUUCAUGCAUUUCUAAACUGAUUUUUGCUGUCUCUUUAGAAUGAAUCGAGCUGCUAAGGAAACUCUGGAGAUGGAUUGGUCAGAUAAAGUCGAGGCAUAUGAAAUUGAUGAUAAAAAUGGGAGAUACAAUAAUCAGAGUACAGAGAUCCAGUUUCACCCAAACUCCUCUAAAUACGAAGACAAGUAAGGAGAAACCAUUGAGGGGAAAGCUUUCGGUCUAUAAUUAUUUUGCAACCAUAUUACUGAUAAAGUGAUAAAUAUAAAUUGUCUUGUUUGUUCCAAACAUCCCCAGUUUAGUUUCCUCUUACAUAUGUUUAACCUAGAAUCAUACCUGGUAUAUAUAUUUUCCUCUUUUUCUGUGUAAUAAGCAUUUCACAUGUAGUGUACCUGCUUUGCUUUGUACAGGGGUUAAUUUGAACAAUUAUUGCUCACCAUGUUUACUCUUUGAAACCAUGAUUGUAUUGAAACUUUAAAUAUGUUACAACCCUGAUUUCUUUAGAGCAGUGGUAGUCAACCUUUUUCCACUUACCGCCCACUAAUGCAUCUUUCUUGAUGGAAAAAUUUCCUUACCGCCCACCAGUUUUCGCGCAAGCGCAGAAUAUUUUUUAGAAAGGAGGGUGUUUUAAAAAAAAAAAAAAAAUGUACGUACAUUUAUCUUUUUAUUUCUACUUUAUGCAAAGUUUAAUGAGGAAGCAAUAAAGUAAAUUGAAAUUACCUUUACUAGUGAUUAAUGAGAUCCUUGAGGUUGAUGCUGCGAGACUAAAUAUUUGAUAUCUGGUUCGAUUUUCGUAAGGAACAAACAAAGGUGAUUCUUUCGGUGAUAUUCAGAAGACUUCUCUGUUUGCUCAUAAAAUGAUUUCUCAUCUGUGCGUCAGCUCCCCUCCUCUCCCUCCUCAAUUCCCCUCCCCACCUCUUUUUUCUUCCUUUUUUCUAUUUUUUAACCUUCCUUAUUGCAAUGCCCAGUAGGAAGGCUGAGCUAGGUAGCCCACUUACUAUUAUUAGUCAACAACAAUUCUCUCCUUUUCUUUCUUUCUUUCUUUCUCCUUUUUUACAAGUACUCUACUCCUUCUUUCUCCUAUUCUACAAGUACUCUGCACCUUCUUUCUCCUUUUUACAAAUACACUGCUCCUUCUUUCUUCUAUUCUACAAGUACUCUGCUCACAGACAAACACACACACUCACAGACAAACACUCACACAUACACUUACAGACACACACACACUCACAUACUCACACAUACUCACACAUACACACAAACAUACACAUACUCACACAUACACUAACAGACACACACACACACACACACACACACACUUACAGACACAAACACACAUAUACUUACACACACACACAUAUACUUACACACACACACACAUAUACUUACAGACACACACACAUACACUUACAGACACACAUACACUUACAGACACACACAUAUACACACAAAUUAUUAAUAUUAAAUGUCCACCCAGCCUCCCUACCUGGAGAGCUGGUGUGGAUCUGUCCCUGGGGUCCAGUGGGGCUUCACUUCGGCGGGCGGCUGUGUGCUAAUCAGAUGCGGCGAGGAAGCUCUAACCUCUCUGCUCCCUAGCGGGCUGUCUACUGAUGCUGGGAGCCGGAAUAUGACAUCAUAUUCCGGCUCCCGCAGAAUCAACAAACAUCGCACGAGGGAGCAGAGCGGUUAGAGCUCCCUCGCCGCGUCUGAUUAGAACUCUGCCAAGCCGGGGGGUCCAGAAGGUGGCCUGGCAGGAGGGAGCACUUCCUCCUGCCGGUCACUUAAAACUUGCGCCCGCAGUGUUGCUCCCGCCCGCCCAAAAGGUGAAAUCCUCUUAAAAAGAGGAUUUAGCCUCCGAAAUCCCUACCGCCCACCUGGAAUCCUGAAACACCCACUAGUGGGCGGUAGGGACCAGGUUGACGAUCCAUGCUUUAGAGGAUGUUGCGUCUACCAGGGCUUCCAUCAGAAAUUUUGGGGCCCCUUGCACAUCUCAAGGUCUGGGCCCCCGGGUCCCACCCAUGAGUCUGCCCACGGAGCCCACCCUGUGUCUACCCACAAGAAUGCAGUGUGUUUAGAGUGAAUUCAGUGUGUGUGUAACAAAUGCAGAGUGUGUGUGUAGUGGAAACUAAGGUUGGGCGAUAUAUAUGUAUAUGUGUAAUCAAAUGGAAAUUCCUCAUUAUGCAUGUAGCCAAGGAGGGUGAGAUCCCAAGGUGCUGGAGAAAACCAUUCCUAAACAUUUGGAUAGUAAACCAUAUGAUGGCAUCAGGAUACCCUAGGCAACCGAACAACCACAGUAACCUAUAUUGUCUAUGUUGCUUAGAGUUCCCAUUCAUUUUGUUGCCCAUACUCAUCUGCUAGAAUAGGAGUGUUAAAUUAAAAUAACUGUCUCUAUUAAUUAAUCUUGUACCACUUUUCACUGAAUGGGCCAAUAAAACAAUAGAAAUUAAAUGUUUAACACAUCAACGCUGGACACUCCAAAAUGUGUAUAUCAUUAACGAUUUUCCAAUUAGUAAGAUUUAUUCACUAAACCACACAUUGAAGAGAAGUUAGGAUUUGUACAUUUCAGGCACACAAUAGCUGAGCUACUUCCAUUACUGGUUUCGUGAACAAAUGUCUUUACAUUUACAAUGUCUUUAUGGUAUGAAAAUGAAAAAUGUUUUUAUCGCCUUAAAAUACAAUUUAUAUUUUUGGUUUUUCUGGUCUCUCCAGAAGGUGGCAGAAUAGCAUCAUACAUAUACAACCACAGCAUUCACGAGACAAAUAGUAAAUUAAAAUGAGCUCUGUGGGGACCUGUGUUCUCAUUUAAAAUCGGACGUCUAAAGGUUCAACAUACAUAUUAAAUAUAUUUUCAUUUAAAGCAAUCUCUAGAAUUGCAGGAAAAGCACAUCUUCAAAGAACACUGCAAAAAAAAAACAGAACCAACAGAACAAACAUUAAAAAGUAUAUUUUGAAAUUUGUCGCACACAAUCAUCUCUACGCUGGUUUUAAAUUAAAUUAGCCAUGUAGGGAUGCGUGUUAUCUUUUUAAAGUGACAUCUAAAGGUUACGUAUACAUAUUAAAAAUAUUCUCAUUUGAAUCAGUCUUGAGAAUUACCGACAAUGCAGAUCUUCCAUAAAUUCAGGGAACAAUGUAACCAUAACACAUAAACAAAGAAAUACAGGAAUUGCAUUUUGAAACAUUUGUCGCACACAUUCUUUUCCAUACUGGUUUUUAAUCCAGGGGCUUUGACGAAUUAAUGAACUACCCCAUGGCUGUUUUUGCAAAACAGUAUUCCACACUAAUGCAUUAUAAAUGAUUAGUCUCUGUAUCACACUUUUCAAUAUAUUAGUAUUUACAAGGCACUGUGGCAUUAUUACCAUGGGGAGAGGGGAUGGUGUGGAGUCACCUCUAUUAAAAGAUAAGAGUUAUAGAAAGCAGAACAGUAGCUACACUUUGAUAUAAAACAUUGCUAAAAACAAUAGAUGACUUGCAAUCAGAGCAGGCGCAAAGCAAUCAUUUAAGAUAAGAUUUUCAGCUCUUCGCAGGGAGGAAUUAAGGAGAUAAUUUUGGCUGCAAAACCUUUAAAGCGAUGUUUGUUUGAGGCAAAUACAUACCUUUUUCUUAGUUAAUGUAUAUUAUCAUAUUCAUAUUAUAAUUUGCCUUUUUGACUAUGUUUGAUCUUAAAAAUACUAAUAAAGUACAAAUACGAGUGCUUGCUUUUUUCAGAGAUCAAUACUACACUUAUAUAAUUGGAAUAGCACUGAUGGCUCAGAAAAAAUGUAACAAUGAUUUCUAACUGCUUAAGGGUCAAAUAUUACACUUUGUAGUCACCAUAAUCUGACCCCUAUAGAUUUAAAGCAAAUGGGGAAGUCCUUCUUAAUUAGUUAAGCUUAAUGCAGCCCUGAACAACAAGUUCUUAUUAUGGCAUAGACUAUUGCCCUUAGAAGGACACCCUAAAGUUGAAAUAAAUAUAUAUUUUUUUGAAUGUCAUUGUAUUCUCAUUUUACUUUUGAUUAUUGCCUCUCUCCCCCUGCUGUACUCUAUACAAAAAGCUAUAAAACUUACCUUUAUUACAGCAUUAGAAAGGUCUUUUUGAUGCAGCGGGUCCUCCUCCAGUUAAGUCAUCAGUUCUGAUGAUUUUUAUCCAAUCACAGAGAAGUCCUGAUUAUAAUGUUUCUUUAUGUGAAGCACUAGCUGUGUUCAGCUUUGGCAUGCUAUGAAAAAUUACACAAAAUGUAAAGGCCUUCGAAGAUCAAGGAUCUUAAGGAGGAAGCAGAUUUACUGCCUGGUUAGUUACCUAUCUGACAGACACUAGAGGUGUGUUUUAUCCAAAAUGUAAAUAUUGUAAUUUCUCAGAAAUAGCAAUGUUUUAAAUUGCAUUUUUGUAGCAUGUGCUAUUACUCACAGUGAAAGGCCAAUGACAUGGUGAGAGCAUCAGCUGGUGUUCUCAGCUUCUCACCGGCCGCCAAAGAAAACCUGUGAAUGGUGGCUGGAAGAAGAAACAGUGAAGGCAGUUGUUGGUUCCUGGGAACCAACUUUGGAUAUGAAAGCAAGGAGGCAUCCAGGCCCCCUGUCCCAAUAGCAAUUUCAUUAAAAAUGAAGUUGUUAUGGGGUGUGACUGUUCCGUUAACUCUUUGAUUUCUGUAGUUAAAAUUAAUCUUUUGUUUGCCUGGGAAUUUUCUGCUGGGAACAUCUAUGUCACUACAUCAAACAGGAACUUUUAGCCUAUUAGCCACAGAAAUUUCCUGAAUCAGUAAAUAGAAGCAAUUACCAAAUUUCCAAAACCUGCUUCUCCCUGUAUAUCUUGAGCACCAUGACUUAUUCGCUGUAGUAAUGCACGUUGUAUGUUCUUUAUCUCUUUGUUGUAUAUAAUCAAUUUGGUUAAGCCAACCGUCCCAUAUUAAAGACUAGUUAAUAAACCCAAGUUUCUGCAUUCUCUCAGUACCACCACGCCUGAUUCUUGGGCCCAGUUCAGCCAUGACAACAUAUACAAAGCUGAAAGAGAGAGACUGGCCUCAAUCAAUCUGCGUUCCUUGAUUGACAACAUCCUUCAGGAUACUUCACAGGACAUGCGUACCCAGUGUGGCGCUGUAGACCAUGCCUUUGCAAAGCGCUGUGAGGAAGUGGAAGAUGCCAGAAAUAAAUUAGAAAUGCAUCUGAAGAAGGUACUUCUUAAUAUAUUGUGUUAUUUUGUACAUUUGCAAGGCUUUCGUCAGAGUUAACCUUCAAAAAAUGUUUAAUGCCAUCUCCUUUGUUUUUCUGUGUUCCUGUCUUUGACAGUAGGUGGCACCGCUUGCCCUGUGAUGAAGCUGAAACUGCCUGGGUGCAGUUUUUACUUGGGGCAAAAGACACAUUGCAUUAUUUGUACUGCUAUUUCUGUGAUCCUGUUUAAAGGGACAUUAUAGGCACCCAAACCACCUAAUAUUAAUUUCUGGUGUUAGCUGUUUCUUUAAUAUAAGCCCUUAUAAUAUAAUAGCCACUGCUUUGUCGACUAAUACGUGCUGAUUGCUUUCUCUUAGGUAAAAAGUUCAGGCUUUUUUUUCCAAUAAUACUUUCAGGUGAUAGGUACCACUCCAGUUCUGGGUCCAGGUCACAAUGAUUUCUUGAGUUAUCAAUAGCAGCUUAUAGAAGCUUCUGUGAUAAUGAUUUUGGGUGAUAAUCAUGCCUGUUUGAUCAUUAAAGGGUCGCUCUGGACUCCUAAAGCACUUUAGCUUGCUAAAAUGCUUUAGGUGUGCAGAGUGUGUUCUCUCUUUUCAUUUUACAAAAAGUGCAGAUUUUUAAUAGAAAUUAACCUGGUUACACCCUCUCCUGCUGUCAAUCAGAUCGCCGGUCCUGUUACUUCCUGGUUGUUUAGCUCAAUGGAGCUAAACUCAAGAGGCAGCAAUUGCCCAGAGCACCUGCCUUGGAAAGACUUCUCAUUGAGCUGCAUUCGGAAGUCUGUGAUUGGACAGCCAAAUAAAGUGUGUAAGGGGAGGGCUUGUAAAGGUAACAGACAAGGUUUCUGUAGCUUUUACAAGCGUUUACAGCUUUUAUAUUGCUUAUUGCUAUACCCCCUGUUAAUGUGUGCAUGUUUUCAUGAACUGAUAGCUAGCUUUUAGGUAAUCGUUUCAGGUAAGAGUUUUCUCCGGACGUGAUUUCAGAAUGUAGUAAUUUCCCGAAUUAUCUAUAUCACAUGACAGCUUUUUCACUGGUAGAUUCAGAUAAUAACUGUUCAUCGGUUCAUGAUUUCAGUGAGUAACGGCUUUCUGGUGGAUUCACAUCUCAAGUGAUAUUUGUUAUUAUCACUUGAUACAAUUAUUGUAAUAACCUUACAGCAUAUCUCACCCUAAGCUAUUAAUAGAACAAUGUUUUUCUGUGUUACGAAAGGUGCGACAAUGCUGUGAGCAGAUGAUCACUGAUCGUAGAUGUUGUUAGCAAACAUCUAUUUUCUGUACCCCUCGUGUGGCUCCUGCUAUUAGAAUUAAUUUAGUCCCAUAUUUUCUCUGGCCCUUUUGCCCCUGUCGCAUUUUGUCUUUAGUUUCCAUAACAACCUUUCUAGUUAAUAGGAGAAUGCUAGAUCAUUAUUACAAAUACCCAGUACUAUUUAUUUUACUUAUUUUCGGUCUCAUGGUGAAAUUGAAGCCGUUUUGGACACAGACCCUCUUGAUACUGAUUUAAUUGGGGACCUAGGUAGGUGAUAAUGCUUUUUUCUCUAUAUAUUCUUGUGAUUGGCGAUUUAAAGGUCAAAUUUAGCUUAAUGAAGCUGUUUUGCUCUGAAAUUUUAGGAGUUAAAUCACGUAGUUUAUACAGCCCUAGUUACACCUCCCAGCAUUUGAUGCAGGCUAUUAACAAAGCAGGAGAUAAGAAGUUCUAAAUUAAACACACUGCAAUAAAGGAAGUUUCAAAUUUAGUUCUCUCUUUACAGGAAAUGGAGUUGCCUCCCCCAACCCACCCUUUUGCAGCUUUAAUAUUCACCACUCUUCUGGGAAGACUUUCUACAAGAUUUUGGGUUGUGUGUGUGGGAAUCUGUGCCCAUUCAGCUAAAAGGGCAUUUGUGAGAUCAGUCAGUGAUGCUGAAUGAGAAGGUCUGACUCACAAUUGGUGUUCCAUUCAUCCCAGAGGUGGUCAGUGCAGUUGAAGUCAGGGCAUUGGUGCAGCCACUUGAGUUCCUCCACACCAGACUUACUUACUCAUGCACAGAGGCACAGCCAUGCUGGGACAGAAAUGGGCCUUCCACAAACUGGGGACACAAAGUACGAAGCACCCAAUUGUCUAAAAUAUCUCUUGUAUCCUGUAGCAUUAAGAUGACCCUUCACUGGAACUUAGGGGUAUAGCCCAAACCCUUGCAAACAACCCCAGACCAUUUUCCAUUCUACUAAUCUUUACAGGAGGCACUGUGUAUUCCACUAGAUAGCAUUCUCUACACACAGGUCCUUCUAUCACAGGGGUUUCCAACUCGGUCCUCAAGUACUCCAUACCAGUCCAAGAUUUAGAUAUUACCCUGUUGUGUUUUUUUUUUCUUCUAAAAACAACUUAGACACACCUGGGUGAUCCCUACAUUCUGGACUGGUAGGGGCUAUUUGAGGGCUGAAUUGGGAACCCCUGUUCUAUCAGAUUGCCAGAUAGUGAAUGAUUAUUUAACACUCCAGAGAACACAUGUUCACUGCUCCAGAGUCCAAUGUUUUAUGUGCUUCAGUACUCGUGCCCUCACUCUGUGAGUAUAUGUGGUCUAGCACUUUAUAGUUGGGCAGUUGUUGCUCCUAGAUGCUUCCACUUCGCAAUAAUAACACUCACACUUGACCAGGGCAGAUCUAGAGUUGUGGCAAAGGUGGCCUCCUAUGACAGUUCCAUGUUUAAAGUCACUAAGCUCUUCAGUACGACCCAUUGCACCGCCAGUGUUAGUCUAUAGAGAUUGUUUAUGCAUCUGUUGGCAGUGGAUGAGCCUGUAACAUCUGAACUCAGUAAGCAGUAUGGGUGUUCACAUAAAUAAAAGCAUAUGCAAAGAUAUUCACUAAAUUGAGAAUUAAAAGUGAAUUUCCAAAUUUAAGCAAAAGUAGCCAAACUGGAAGAAUAGCUGCCUUAGAAAAUUUUUCCAAGUCAGCUAUUGUGACCUUAAAUGUGAUUAUGGAAUUGUUUGCGUGCUUGUUUUUUUUUAAGAAGAAAAUUGAAUCUAAGUUUUUGACAUCCUGCUUGUUUGUCGAAACAUUUACCGUAGGUUUUCUUUUUGUUACAAGGAUUCCGUGUCAGUUAUUGCAUUACCCGUUUUACAAUGCAGAGCCAUUUCAGUACAGUGCUUGUACCAGGUACCAAACACAGCCACCCUGUCUGUGUAAAUAGUGCUUUUAAUACAUUAAAGAGACUUCUGCCUGUGGAUGGCAAUAUCCUUGCAAAUAUUUGAGUUUCUUCAAAUGCCUGUAGGCACAGUUAUUGGUUAAAUAAAACUCAGUGAGGCUGCAUAGAAAAAGGCUCAUGAAUAAUUAAAUGCAUUGAUCCUUUUUCUCUUUUUAUUUUAUUUCUUUUUACAGACCUUAGGAGAAAUCGGGGACCAGGAGAACAAUAUUGCGUUUCUAAAGCAAGCUAUUAAGGAUAAAGAAGCACCAAUGAAAGUUGCUCAAACAAGACUUUACCAACGAUCGUAUAGACCUAAUGUUGAGCUCUGCAGAGAUCCUGUUCAGUUCAGGUAUGCUUCGCAUGGUGGUGACUCACAUUUGGCACUGCAACUGAUGUGGUUUCAGUCUCUCAAGAUGUUCAGCCUGCCAUUUGUCUGGCUUACCUUCUUGAAAGUCUGACUCCACGGCACCUGGAAUACCAAAUGACAUGUAGAACUGUACUAACAAAUACGUGAAACAUCUGGGCUAUUAUCUUGCAAAAUCUUGGUUCGAGAGCCAGAUUUUUUUUUUUUCUCCGCUGUGACAAGUUUAUUCCUAAAUUAAUGAGUGAGACGUCUAUUGCUCUGUGCUGAAGUGUUUGAAGAUUGAUGAGAUGGCUCUUAAUAACAUGUCUAUGCCAAUUCUAAUCAGACCUGACUAGCAAGACUCAAAGGGACCGUGACUCAUGUUUCAGCAGCGUAACUCUGUCCAUUGAGAUAAGUUCAAGUAUUGUUUAAUUUCAUAGUACUAUGUUCUAUGCAGCUGAAACGGUUUAUACUGUUGCUAACUUAAAAUGGAUUUAACUUGUUGGUGGACUAUUUGCCUAUGACGCAGGUUAGCUCUGCCUCAGUAUUUUAAGUUGAGCGGGUCACUACUAGCAGUUUAAAUAAUAAUAAAAAUCUAAAUAAAUAUAAAGAUUAAUUAUAUACCCAACAAUUUGAAUAGGGAUCUGUCCAAUGCAUUUUUCAAAAUAUAUAAAGUUUGGCUGCCAUACAAGUAGUGAGACGUUCGGGUUUCCUCUAUCUCUAAAUGCAAUUUUACAUCCAUGUAAACCUCCAAGCCCAUCAUCGGUUGGGGAGAUGAGACUUGAAUCCCAAAAAGAGCAGGAUGUUUAUAGUGUUACACCUUGAUCAAGGUACUAAAUAAACAAGUAAAAAGAAAACUAAUAAAAACACAUUUGUUUGUAUUGUAAAAACCCUAUAAUAAUUUAUUAUUCCACUGCACAUCAAUCUGAAAUGUAACAAGUUAAUACGGGAAAACAAAGCUGUUUUAUUCUAUUCAGAUCUUCUUCUUGUCCAAAAAAAUGUUUGUUUUUUUCUGUGUUUGUUUCUUUAAAUCUGGUCUUACUUUGUUGUGCGAGGUAUGUUUUACAUUUUCUAAAAUUGUAAAAUAAGGAUAUUAUUGUUACUAAGGGGUUGUUUAAAAUUCUACUAUACUUACCGGCACACUUCCAAUCUUAAGUGCCAUGAUGCCAGGUUCUUAUGAGCUUUCACCAGUGAUGGAACGCUAAAUGUUUGGGGACAAUUCUACUGUGGUCCCUUAUCUAAUGACAAAAUUGUUACUUAUGGUUAAGGCAAAAAAGCAUUUUCUGUUUAUAACCAAUUUAUUCCUUUUAAAAUUCAAGAGUUUUCUUGUUUAACAUAUUGGGGUAGCACCUACCAAAGGACCAUAUCAACCUCCAUCAAUGAUGUGACUUUAGAGAAUCUUUCAUUUUUAAUCUCAGAACUAGAACCUUGGGAAUAAUGUAUGCAAAAUUAUAUCAACGUGAAUAAACUCUGAAUACUCUUGUUUAUGUGAUGCAUCCUUCAUCACUCAAGUUCUCAGUGGGUUGAAUGCCUACAUUAUUAUUAUUAUUAUUAUUAUUAUUAUUAUGAUAUUUAUAUAGCGCUUUAAAAUGGGUGGACGAACAGACAUGUAGUUGUAACCAGACAAGUUGGACACACAGGAACAGAGGGGUUGAGGGCCCUGCUCAAUGAGCUUACAUGCUAGAGGGAGUGGGGUAAAAUGACACAAAAAGGUAAGGAUAGUAUUAGACUAGUGACAGUUGCAGAAGAGGAAUCAGUCAGGAGCUAUUAACAGUUUAAUUGAUACGCUUUUAUGAAGAAGUGGGUUUUUAACGAUUUUUUGAAGGAGUGGAGACUGGGUGAGCAUCUAACGGAGGAGGGAAGCGAGUUCCACAGGAACGGUGCAGCCCUCAAGAAAUCUUGAAGGCAAGCAUCAGAGGUGGGAGCACGGACAGAAGAUAGACGUAAGUCUUCAGCAGAUCGUAAGGGCCUAGACGGGACAUACUUGUGUAUAAGGGAGGAUAGAUAGGUGGGAGCAGCAUUAUGUAGAGAUUUGAAAGCAAGAACCAGAAUUUUAAAUUGAGCUCUAUAUUUUAUAGGAAGCCAAUGUAGGGACUGACAGAAGGGUGAGGCAUGGGAGGUGGGGGCGGACUGGAAGAUGAGCCUCGCUGCCGCAUUCAUUAUGGACUGUAACGGCGCAAGUUGGGAGCAUGUAAGACCACUGAAAAGCGGAUUACAGUAGUCAAGGCGAGACAGUGGAAUGGACCAACACCUUAGUCGCAUCUGGCGUUAAGUAGGGGCGGAUGCGCGCAAUGUUUUUGAGAUACAUACAUCUUGGGUUUAGCUUUGGUUACUUUCUUCUACAGUUUGCUGCUGUGUGCCAUAGCUUUCCUUCAUGGGUAAGGCUGGGAUAGCUAAAGUGGGUCUUCAUACUUUCUGUCAAGUUAAGUCAAUAAGAUAACUGGCUUUUUUUUACUGUUAGACAGUAGUGUGAUAGACGUACAGUAAUCUUUUGCUUCUUUUGUUCUAUCUAUAAGACCCUACUCAGGAAUCAUCAUUUCAUUCCCACACCGGAGAAUUUCCUUUGAAAAUGUAGGUCUUUGUGCACACACUACAACAAUGGAGUUGAAAAUGAUUCGGAUGCUGUAAUCUAUAAAAAGAAAUUGCUAGAGAUUUCUUCUCUUUGUGUGCGGAGUGUAUAAAUUCCUCGACCUGUGUUUAGACUGCUACGAUCGCUUUAAUAAUCCAGAUGGCACAAUUGUCCCGCACAUCGUAGUCAUCAAAAACGUAUUUACGGAAAUGAUUAGAACACGAACUGAUCUUCUACAAAAUCAAAAUGACAUUGUAUAAGAAUGGAUUUCCAGGAAGCCCCCUAAAAUUGUUUCCAUGGUUUCUCUAUACUUACUGCCAUAUAAAUACUAAUAUAGUUAUUUAUGUGGGUGUGAGUUCAAAUGGGUUAAUGAUAGCCUCCUCACUAGCCACAAGAAUAACAGAAGAAAACAAUCUCUAUGCACACUCUGACUUUUCAUAAGAAUAUAGCCUUGUUUCUAUAUUUAACUCCCAAAGGAUGACUAUGUCAAAGUGUGCACAUGAGGGUACAUUGAAUCUAAAAUAAGAAGGAAUCUUGGUAUCGAUAUGAAAGUGAUAGCAUAAUAAUCAAAUAACCACCAGCUUCAGCUUAGAACUUUAUUGAUCGUGUGUAGCAAGGGUCUUCAUACAUUAAAAGAGGAACAAUGAUCCAUUUGAAUAUCUCCUAAAAUGGUAAUUGUUCUUACAAUUCAAGUGUAACUUGAAGCUACCAUUAAAAGUUACAACAUCAAAACUGGGCAUGUGCCUUUUCUACAACUGGACAAAUAAGUCUAAAGAUUUAAUCUCUUCAGAUCUAUUCUGAACUUUUGAACUAAGCGAUGUCCAAGUAAACAUGGUCUGCUCAAUCUCAAGUACCUCCUUUUGAGACCACUACUGUAGACUCAACGUAUUCAGCUUACAUCAAAACCAACCAUCCUUUACACCAUCAUGGAACUGUCCCUGGGUCUGUUUUUUUUUUUUUUUUUGUAAAUUUGAUUUUAUUCAGGUUUUUGGCUUGACAAUAUUUACAUAACAAAACAGGUGAGACACGCAGGUCUGUCCCUGGGUCUGUUAACACUUCCUCUCUCUCUGGCUAACCUCUGCAAAAAGGGAAAAGCCAUUUAGAAAAAAAUAAAAAUAAGUAUUUUAAAAAGAAGAAGAGAAAAUACAGUUUGUACUCCAUCAGUUUUAUUGCAUAAAAUGGCUGAUAGUAGCAAGAUGGCUGGCGGCAAAUCAGUAGCAGGUUCCACAUGUUAUCAGUAGAAAUAUCCACCGUUACUUGUGAUCUCAUAGCAUACGGGAGACAAGCAGAAGGAAUGUGAAGCUUCUACAAUCGAAAUGCUAAAGGCUAAUUCCUUCAGCGAUUACCCUCCCCCUUCUAGGAAAAAGGAGACAAUCCGGAAAUAUUGACAUGCCUUGUUUACUACGAUUAUUAAGCCACCAUAAGCCUGGACAUGCUCUCUGAGCAUUGUGUAUCUUUAUUUAGCUGUCCCUGAAAUAACCCUUGUUCACCUUCCAUAGCAACUUAAUUAAGCUACAUUUGGCCGUGGCAAACGAAAAACUGUUGGAGUGUUAACCUGUUCACCACAUACUUCUAACAAAAUGUAUGAUUUUUUUUUAAUGUCUAAUCUACCUGUUAAUUGAUUUGGAAAUCUGUGAUCUAAAUUAGAAUUCUAGUUUUCACUUUAAUGUAAUUACCGUAUCUAUUUAUCAUUGUCAAAAUCCAUUGCCUGAGACAUGCCAUUGGCUUAAAUGGUAGAUCCCCGUAUAUAUUAGAACUGCAACUAUCGGAUCCUAUAGGAAUAGAAUAAUACAGUUUGCCAAUACAUAUAACCACUACGCUGUAAAAGUAAACGGCUUUGCUAAUGCGUUCUCUUCGAACAAGCAAGUCUUCAGACACAGGGAGCCACCAGGUUUGGUAUACAGUGAACUUUUACAAUGACCGUUUUAGAGAAAACAAAACUUAUCAACACAGAAGUUUAAACAGUGUGCAUUACAAGAUAAUUGCUGAAUUUCUGAGACACAAAAUCAUCAUUGGAAUGAAGAGAAAUAUUUUGCUUGGUUGACCUGUUGACUCUCCCAGUCUUCAAAUUUAUGUGUCUGUCAAUUGGUUUACAGCUUCCUAUAAACCCAGACCACCAAGUUCUGAAGUUUAAACUUAUCUUGGUUAAAAUAUUACAAAUAUCUUACUCUCCAGGUGAAUAAAUAAAGUGACAAGAAAACUUGUUUGUUUCCUGUUAGCUAUGCUUGAAUUUUAAGUAGCUGGUCUUUGAUGCUUUUAUGUAGAUCAAAUGCAAUACAAAUAGGAAUAGAUCCAGAUAAUAGGUACUAUAUAUACACAAUAUAGGUGAGAAGCUGCCACUCAAAUAGGCACACCCCAAAUUGCCUAUAAGACCAAAUAAAGAAGAAGAAAAGGAUGUGUACAAACCCACCUAAUGAGGGCGCUAGACACUACAAACAAGUGUACAAAUGUGAUAUUAAAAAUAUUAGAAUUUAUUCUGUGCAAUUCGCAGUAAAUCUAAAAAAAAUAAAACUAAAUACAAAUAUCGAAUAUUAAUGCAAAGCAGUACAAUUUUAAGACAGGGAACAAAGCCCGACACCAACCACUCAGCUCACAAGUAAAUGAAUGAUAUACACAGCCCUUGGUCGCGGCUCCCAGGGCUGAAGUAUACUUGCAGCUCACGAUGCAAUAAAACCGUGGUUGUGAAGUAAUGGUCUCUGGACUGCUGAACUUUCGAAUGACUCUGGCUCUAGGAGUCUGGCUCUAAGCUUAGAGCCAGAGUCAUUCGAAAGUUCAGCAGUCCAGAGACCAUUACUUCACCACCACGGUUUUAUUGCAUCGUGAGCUGCAAGUAUACUUCAGCCCUGGGAGUCGCGACCAAGGGCUGUGUAUAUCAUUCAUUUACUUGUGAGCUGAGUGGUUGGUGUCGGGCUUUGUUCCAUGGUCUUAAAAUUGUACUGCUUUGCAUUAAUAUUCGAUAUUUAUAUAUUGUUUUAUUUUUUUUAUAUUUACUGCGAAUUGCGCUGAAUAAAUUCUAAUAUUUUUAAUAUCACGUUUGUACACUUGUUUGUAGUGUCUAGCGCCCUCAUUAGGUGGGUUUGUACACAUCCUUUUCUUCUUUUUUAUGUAGAUCCACUGUUUACAUUUGUGGACCCACUUUUUAACUCAUUUGACCAAAAAAUCUCACAAUAUGCCAGUGUUUUCUUAAAUUAGGUUAAAAAACAUACAGAUAAACACUUAGGCACCCAAAUACAGGGAGUGCAGAAUUAUUAGGCAAGUUGUAUUUUUGAGGAUUAAUUUUAUUAUUGAACAACAACCAUGUUCUCAAUGAACCCAAAAAAACUCAUUAAUAUCAAAGCUGAAUAUUUUUGGAAGUAGUUUUUAGUUUGUUUUUAGUUAUAGCUAUGUUAGGGGGAUAUCUGUGUGUGCAGGUGACUAUUACUGUGCAUAAUUAUUAGGCAACUUAACAAAAACAAAUAUAUACCCAUUUCAAUUAUUUAUUAUUACCAGUGAAACCAAUAUAACAUCUCAACAUUCACAAAUAUACAUUUCUGACAUUCAAAACAAAACAAAAACAAAUCAGUGACCAAUAUAGCCACCUUUCUUUGCAAGGACACUCAAAAGCCUGCCAUCCAUGGAUUCUGUCAGUGUUUUGAUCUGUUCACCAUCAGCAUUGCGUGCAGCAGCAACCACAGCCUCCCAGACACUGUUCAGAGAGGUGUACUGUUUUCCCUCCUUGUAAAUCACACAUUUGAUGAUGGACCACAGGUUCUCAAUGGGGUUCAGAUCAGGUGAACAAGGAGGCCAUGUCAUUAGAUUUUCUUCUUUUAUACCCUUUCUUGCCAGCCGCGCUGUGGAGUACUUGGACGCGUGUGAUGGAGCAUUGUCCUGCAUGAAAAUCAUGUUUUUCUUGAAGGAUGCAGACUUCUUCCUGUACCACUGCUUGAAGAAGGUGUCUUCCAGGAACUGGCGGUAGGACUGGGAGUUGAGCUUGACUCCAUCCUCAACCCGAAAAGGCCCCACAAGCUCAUCUUUGAUGAUACCAGCCCAAACCAGUACUCCACCUCCACCUUGCUGGCGUCUGAGUCGGACUGGAGCUCUCUGCCCUUACCAAUCCAGCCACGGGCCCAUCCAUCUGGCCCAUCAAGACUCACUCUCAUUUCAUCAGUCCAUAAAACCUUAGAAAAUCAGUCUUGAGAUAUUUCUUGGCCCAGUCUUGACGUUUCAGCUUGUGUGUCUUGUUCAGUGGUGGUCGUCUUUCAGCCUUUCUUACCUUGGCCAUGUCUCUGAGUAUUGCACACCUUGUGCUUUUGGGCACUCAGUGAUGUUGCAGCUCUGAAAUAUGGCCAAACUGGUGGCAAGUGGCAUCGUGGCAGCUGCACGCUUGACUUUUCUCAGUUCAUGGGCAGUUAUUUUGCGCCUUGGUUUUUCCACACGCUUCUUGCGACCCUGUUGACUAUUUUGAAUGAAGCGCUUGAUUGUUCGAUGAUCACGCUUCAGAAGCUUUGCAAUUUUAAGAGUGCUGCAUCCCUCUGCAAGAUAUCUCACAAUUUUUGACUUUUCUGAGCCUGUCAAGUCCUUCUUUUGACCCAUUUUGCCAAAGGAAAGGAAGUUGCCUAAUAAUUAUGCACACCUGAUAUAGGGUGUUGAUGUCAUUAGACCACACCCCUUCUCAUUACAGAGAUGCACAUCACCUAAAAUGCUUAAUUGGUAGUAGGCUUUCGAGCCUAUACAGCUUGGAGUAAGACAACAUGCAUAAAGAGGAUGAUGUGGUCAAAAUACUAAUUUGCCUAAUAAUUCUGUACUCCCUGUACACACGCAGGCAUUUUCUCUAGACACAAGACUUGUGCAUGAUGUAAACAUUUGGUUCAACCUAAUUAAAUAAAGAGAUAUUGUUUGGUUAGUCUGAAAUUCAUUCAUAGGGCUCAUAUUAUUUUCAACAUUGCAAAUGAUUUGGGAAAAUGUUUUGGAUGAACACAAAGGGUGCAAAACUGCAAAAUAUAUACAUGAUAUAAAUAUUAUAUUAUGUGCAUGUUUUGCAGUACACUGACUGGUACAUUUUCCUGCUAUUUAGGUCACAGAUCAAGUGAAUUGGAAAAAAAAAGGCCGAACAGUUAAAAAACCCGUAAUAUAUAAUUUUUUAUUUUAAUUUUUUAUUACUUUUCCUCCUUUUAUAGUAUAGUUUCUUUCUUUUUUUUGACUGUUCAUCCUUCUAUUGAUCAUCUCUCACUUGAUUUGUGAAUAAAGUAAACAUUUAGUGCUUGUCCCCUAGCCAUCAAUCAUCUUCUUUUUUUUUGUCUCUCCACCAAUCAUCUUUUUCUGGGGCCAUAGACAGAAUUCUGAAUCACAAAACAAACGAACAUGCUCGUCCAUUGCCCAGUUUGUUUGUUUGUGAUACAUCCAUGGCGCUUCAGAGUUACGAAAUUCAGAUGGCCUGCAGAAUGCCUGAAAUCGGACAGAUCCCAGUUCGUUUGAAAUCAAACGAACAAGUCUAAUAGACACACUUACUGGUACAUACAGGUACACAUUCACAGACACACACAUUUUUAUAGAGACGUUUUAUGUUCCUACUGCUGUAAAUGAAAAAUUAUGCCACUCACAAUACUUAAAAGAUAGCAUCCAAAAAUUCUCUACCGAUUCGUUCAUCUAAACAAUAAGGGACAAAAAAACUAUUGCUAUCUGUCUUCAUGUUUCACUUGAAUAUUUUUAUUAACUUGUCUUUAUUUUUUAUUUUUUUUAAGGUUGAUCAGUGAAGUUGGAGAACUCACAGAUUCUAUUGAGGUUCUAAAACUGAGACUGGAAAAUGCAGAACAGUGUCUUAUAAACCUGGAGGACACCAGGAUGUCACUGGAGAAAGAUAUUGUCAACAAGGCUAACAGCCUGUUUAUUGAUAGGGAGAAGUGCAUGACCCACCGCACCCGUUACCCUGUUAUCAUGAAGCUGUCUGGAUAUCAGUAGAUAUGUUUGAAAGGAAUAGAAAUGAUUUAUAAAGAGCUUGAUUUCCUCAUUGAAGUGAACUGAACUCAAGCUAUUUAUAAAGAAAAUAAUUUCAUUUCUGACGUGAAUCGAAAUGAAUAAAGUUUAUGAACUAAUGCAUUGUUUUGCAUCUAUUAUUCCUGCAUCUAACUUUUGUAAUUGGCAGUGUAAUAAAACCACAGCAAGCUUAAAAUCAGAUGAUCGGUACAAUUUAAGUACCUAAGCCGCUUCAUCCCAUUCUAUUAGGGGUCUUUGGAAGCUCUACCCCAUGGGCCAUGUUCAGUCUAGACAUUCUUAAGUGGUGUGAAAGAAAAAUCCCGGUACCCAAAGCACAGUCUCUCUGCAGACAAUACAAAUAUAGUGCAUUCAUUUUUAGACUACCUUUAAAGCACACAAAGGUUUUGUUUUUUAACACCUGAUAUCUGUGUUUUAUAUUUAUUUUUAGAUUUUUAAGAGAGAAGCAAUCAAUGAGUUGCAGAAGAAAAAGUUAUCUCUGUGUGUGUGUGUGUGUGUGUGUGUGUGUGUGUGUGUGUGUGUGUGUGUGUGUGUGUGUGUGUGAGAGAGAGAGAGAGAGAGAGAGAGAGAGAGAGAGAGAGAGAGAACAGGGAGAAAGAGUCAGCGCUAAAUAAUAGAAAUAACAGGAUAGAAGCAACCCAAAAAGGGAAUCCCUCAAGACCCUUAAUAGAAAAUGCUAAGGGCUAGUAGCAGUAGUCUUUAACAAUAAAAACCAGACCGAAUGGUCUAAAUGGCUAAAGAACAAGUAGGCCUAUAUAGAUAAUAAAAAACGGUAGAGAAUAAAAAUCUCACUUAAGACAACAGAAUAAAAAUAAAGGUAGAUCCGUUCGGAUAAUAAAAUAUAAUGUGGAGGUUAAUAAAAAGUCAUAUAAAAGUCUCACUGAUAUAUCUGGAUAGGGUAGGGGUACAGUCCUCGGGAGUUGAUCCGUCCGCAUUGUUAAAAUAUCCGUAUAAGUGAAGACAAAAGGAGAACACGACAGACAGCCGAUAGUGUGAUAUUGUUAAAAUCCAACGAUAGAAUAAAUAAUAGGAGGAUGAUACACUCACAUUUAUGAGAGCUCUUACCAGCUCUGGGGUGAAGGGCGUGUUGCGUUAUAAUCCCCGCUAGAGGAUAUAGUGGAGAGGUGCCUCUGUCACUCCGGCCUGGUUUAUUCAGUGCUCCAAGGUAUAUAUAUAUAUAAAAAAAAAAUAUAUAUAUAUAUAUAUAUAUAUAUAUAUAUAUAUGUAAAACAAGAGGGGGUUGGCUGCACUCACCUUAACAUGCAUAAAUGGGGGUGCUGCUGGGGGCCAAAUAAUACAAUACACAAGAUCCAGCGCACUCACCUAUCAACUAAACAGCAACUUCAAUGUCGAAAGAUUUUAAUUUGUUUUUUUUAAAACACCUAAUCUAGGCAAAAAUAAUGGGGGUUUAGUUACAUUAUAUGAUCAUACAUUGCAUAAGCCUGCCACAACGUCAAUGUACCCCAUCUUUGGCAGGUCCUACACCAACAGCCUAAUGUCUGCUCUUAUGAGAUUAACCUACUUGGGGAAAAAAAUUCCAUCUGGGGCUCUCUGCAGUACAAGGCUAAAUAGGGCCCUGGGAUGAGGCACCUGUGACAGGGAGGGGUGCAAAACCAAGGAGUUGGCUAGACUCCCAAAUAUAUAUAAAACAAGAGGGGUUGGCUGCACUCACCUUAACAUGCAUAAAUGGGGGUGCUGCUGGGGGCCAAAUAAUACAAUACACAAGAUCCAGCGCACUCACCUAUCCACUAAACAGCAACUUCAAUGUUGAAAGAUUUUAAUUUGUUUUUUUUAAAACACCUAAUCUAGGCAAAAAUAAUGGGGGUUUAGUUACAUUAUAUGAUCUGUAUGGCUGUUAGUGUAGGACCUGCCAAAGAUGGGGUAUGAUCAUGUAUGUAACAUUGAAGUUGCUGUUUAGUGGAUAGGUGAGUGCGCUGGAUCUUGUGUAUUAUAUAUAUAUAUAUGUGUGUGUGUAUAUAUAUAUAUAUAUAUAUAUAUUUAUAUAUAUAUAUAUAUAUAUAUAUAUAUAUUUGAGCACUGAAUAAACCAUGCCGGAGUGACGGACGCACCUCUCCACUAUAUCCUCUAGCGGGGAUUUUUAUAUACCUUGGAGCACUGAAUAAACCAGGCUGCAGUGACGGACGCACCCUUACUAUAUCCUCUAGCGGGGAUUAUACCGCUACACGCCCUCCACCCCAGAGCUGGUUAGAGCUCUCAUAAAUCUGAGUGUAUUAUCCUCCUUUUAUUUAUUCUGCUGUCUGUCGUGUUCUCCUUUUGUCUUCACAUAUACGGAUAUUUUAACAAUCCGGACGGAUCAACCCCCGAGGACUGUACCCCUACCCUAUCCAGAUAUAUUAGUGAGACUUUUAUAUUACUUUUUACUAACCUCCACAUUAUAGUUUAUUACCCAGAAGGAUCUACCUUUAUUUUUAUUCAGUUGUCUUAAGUGAGACUUUUAUUCUCUACCCAUUUUUUAUUAUCUAUAUAGGCCUACUUGUUGUUGUUUAUCCAUUUAGACCAUUCGGUCUGGUUUUUAUUGUUAUAGACUACUGCUACUUAGCCCUUAGCACAGCCCUUCCCCCUUUACAUUUUCUUGUGUGUGUGUGUAGAAGGGACCAAUGCUUGUGGGGCUACUUGUGUGAUUGGAGGAUGGGUCUGUUUGUCAUAUAGUGAGUGUGUGUUGGGUAUUUGAACUGUUUUCGUAAUGGCCAGUCUGGGCCUAUCACCAAACAUUACACAUUAAAUUAGCCUCUACACUAACCCUAAACAUUAAUCCCUACAUUUUGCUAACACUAAGCAUUAAUUCCUACAGUACCCUAACAUUAAAUAUUAACCAGUACACUACCUUAAGACUUAACUAACCCUAAAGUAAAUAUCAUGUAAUAUAAAAGGCGUAUAACGCUGAAGCAUAUAUUAGGGGGGAAAAAUACCAUCACAGGGUUCUCGAGAUAUUUUUCGACUACAGGACCGAAGGUCUGGAGGGGAUUUAAUUAUACAGCAUGGCAAGUUUAACAAAGAACUAAGACGGGAAUCUUAGGAUAGAAUCCCAUGGGUCUCGUUUACCAAGCCAAGCCAUAUCUCACUAAAUCCUGUCUUCUGCUGUUUGUUAGAACACUGAGCUGCUGCAUUUGAAGCAUCCCCCACCAUCCUAAUACAGUAAAUAAGCUUAUAGUCAGUAUGUUUUUCGUUUGAUCUCUAUUUUUGUACCAUUUGCAAUAGUUGCCUGGAGCAGUCAUGUAAUUUUGCAAUUCUAAUUUUUAUUGCUUAUGGGUUGUUUUUUAUUUUUUUAUAUAUUUUUAUUAUCACUUCCUUCUUUCCAGUUAUACUCUUAGUACAUAUAGAAACAGAAUACAUAUUCAUUUGGAAAAUAGCUCUAUCCAUUUAAAUCAGAUAUAAAAUAAAAUGCCGGCAACUAAUCUAUAUCGGUUUUAUUUAGCCAAUGUCCUUAUAGGUUUAGCUGCACCAUUUCAACAUAACAUCUUUUUCAGUGGGUAAGUUUAAUGGUUAGGUAAAAGAAACUAGUAAGUACGGUUCAAUACAUUGUAGAAAUACUCCCAUAUUAGGAAUGCUUUGUAGUUGAGUACACUUCUGAAAUGGCAGUGAACAAUGAACAUCAUAAUGGAUUACAGGGGACACUCCACUGCCCAAACACACAAAAAAGUGCAUUUAUUUAAUUUUGCGUUUUUUUUUUUUCAUUGGGGGUAUCAAAAAACAACUUGUGAAAGUGGCAGAUCUCUUGUUUGCAGACUUUUCAGGACCUCCCUUUCUAACCCUGCCCAGACAUUCUGUGGCUGUCCAAUCACAGACUUCCCAAUGCAGCUCAAUGCGAAGUCGUUGCAAGGCAGGUGCUCUGGUCAAUUACUGUGACUUGAGUUUACCUCCAAUGAUCUAAACAACCAUGGAUUAACAGGACCUGUUGUUUGACUGAUAGCCAGGGGUAUGUAAUAAGGUUAAUUUAUAAAAAAAAAGUGUAAUUUUCUAUUGAAUUUAUAGAGGUAAUAAGGACACACUCUUCACACAAAAAGCACUUAAAUAAAUAAAGUGCUUUAGAGGUCUGCAGUGUCCUUUUAAAGAAAAAAAAUGCACGCACAAGAAAAGUUUCUAAUCUUACAUGUCUACUUAAAGGGUUGCUACAACCACCAUUACUACUUCAGUGAGUUGAAGUGGUCAUGGUGGUAGAAGUAUGUAUGUGCAGUGUUUCAGCUUGAUCGAGACCCUGUUCCACACACCAAUCCAUCCUUAAAUUCCUAGCAGAUAGGUAACACUGUCUCGUACCAGGGCCCCAAGAGUCCCAGAGGCAGCAACCAAGGUUAUCAUCACCUGUUGAGAUCGGAUAUGAUGAAGGACCCUCGCAAUUAUCACAAAGGGGGGGAAAGCUUAGGCUCUGUGGACCGGCUAAGUCUGAAAAAAUGCACCUACCACUUUGCUCUCAAGAUCCUGAAGAAGUCCGGAGUCUGGUGAUUGUUGCGAGAAGCAAACAGUUCAAAUUCCUCCAGGAUGCAAGGGCGGUAAACCCAGUUGGUUCAGCUUUCAGUCACUGCCUUCCCUUCAAUGGCAAGAGAACCAUUGUGCCGUGAGGCUGGUCUCCCUCGGCAGAUAUUUCACCUUCAAUAUGUUGCAAGGAUGUCAAAACUCUAAAUCUCCUUCGUAAGAUCUGACAAAACGUGGGACCUAGCGCCACCGAGGUGAUUGAUGUAACACACUGCAGAUACAUUAUCCAUCGGAGCACAAUGCAACAGUUGGACCUCCUCUUUGCCAAACUGCAGAUAGCAAAUCCUGCCAGGAUUCCAAGCAACUAAUGUGCAUAGAGAGCUCUUGAACUUUCCACAUCUUUCCUGUGGAAAGACCUCCGUUGUUCGCACUCGAUCACCAAAGGCUGGCAUUGUCAAAUAUGGCCCAGCUCUUCCAGGCCCGCAUGCUGUCCAGCCACCACUGUGGUUCCAUCUGAACCUUGAUUGUCAUUGGGACCAGUUGGUCAGAAGCUGCAAUUCCUUAGGCACGUGUGCAGAAAUUUAAACAGGGAAGUCAGGUAGUGUCCAAUCCCCAGAGCAGGGGUGGCAUUUGUUGCCUGUUGCAUGCGUUGGCCUGUAGCAGCUAGAAUGAACAUUGCGUCCACCUGGGAUGGGGCAUUCCCAUAUCAUCCCCGCCCUCCAGCACUUGGGGUUCACCCAGGUCUUUUACAAAUGCAGAGUCCGACCUCACGGUGGAACCCCAAAUGUCAUCGUCAGAUCCAAAAGCAUCUGCUUGCCACUCAUCAAGUAUUCAGAGGAACUGGGGUAUGUCGUUGUCCUCAUCCGAGGAGUGACCAUGUGGUGGGAGCUGAGAAGGUGUUGCCACAUGCAGUUUGCCACAUUCGAGGGCUUUUUGUCCUUGGAUGAUUUAUGCCAAUGCAUAAAUUGCCACAAGGGCAACAGAACGUAAGCAGACAGACCACAGCAAUACCUAUUAGGCACUAAGAGCAGUGGUUGGGACCAGGUUCAGGAGGUAUGGGCCAAAAUGUACAGUUUGGCAGAAUAAAAUCAGGCACAGUAAGUACAGGCCGUAUACCAAACGUGGUCAAACAACUACGGUUCACCCAGUAUAGGAGACAGCAAAAGUAGGCUCCCGUCAGCAGUAAAAUUACCAUGCAAAUAAUAAGGGUGGUCACUCCAUAAACCAGUAGGGCAAGCAGCACCUAUCACUCAAGUAAAACCCUCAUGGUCAAUACACUGACCUUAAAUUCAGUACACACACCCAGGUAGGCAGAAUUGAUUGUAAAAAAGGUAUAACCUUGUAGAAUCAGUGGAAUGCUUCACUUAUUUUGUGUGUCAUUCUUGCGCAAGGGCCAUGCUAAUCUUCUCUGUAUUGUUCCAAUUUUAGCAUUGGUGAUGCAGACAGGCACUGUGUGAAGGAGCGGUCAGCCCCCUAAUCAUGGCACUACAAUGUGAGUGCACCAACAUGGCGAGAUCCAAGAUAGCCACCGCGAAACAACGAGUACAGAAGAGCCGAGGAUUGUCCGACGCCGGCAAGUGGCAUGUCGUCGUAUCACGGCCUAGCCCACAAGGAAGGAGGGAAACAAUUAACACAACCCCUGCCAGAGAAAGGAGAAAAAUAGUAAUGGGGCAGACAGAGCCUGCCAGGAAAAUGACAAAAAAGCCCAAUGUACAGGUAGAUAGUGCGAGAGAAAGGGAGAAACAGUAAUGGGUGAAUCGGAUGAACCUACACCUGCUGUGAUUGAGGAGUGAGAGCAGGAAGCGGUUCUGUACUUUGGCGGUCUUUUUUCCCCAUCGGAUGAACUUACCUGGCAUUGAAGUUAUUGCGAGCGUCGGCAGUGAGUGAGUUCUGUAUAUAUCGCGGUCUUUUUUGAAGAUCCCGACCGCGAUAUACUUUAUAGCAUUUUGAGGAAUCCUGUGUGCCUUUUGCUGGACUUUAACAUCUCCUGAAGUAUACCAUUACCGCCUCCAGCUCGCAUCAUUCAUUAUUUUUAUUCAUUUGUCUUUUUCUACACUCUCUGUGUAUGUACCUCGGUGGGGGGCCCACACCGAGGAAAGGUAUUUUACAGUAUAUACCUAGUUUUGUAUUAUUUGUUACAGUUGUUAUAUUUGUUUCUGAGUUUGGUGGGGAUAAUACUCUGACACUUUGUUGUUAUUUUUUACCUAGUGUCUGAGUUAACCCUUCUGACUCAGUUGUGCAUUCUGCAUUUCUGUAGAUUUAUAUUUUCUCUUUCUAAGAGAUACAUUGUUUUUUAUUCUCAUCUCAGCAGGUUUAGGUCAUCUGUGAUCUGUUUUUUUAUAUUUAUUAUUAUUUUUUUUUUUAUAUAUAUAAUUUUUUUGGAAUAAAAUACUGUUUUAUUGAUUUAUUUAUAUUUUCAAUAUGUUUCAUGAGUAAAGAGCGCUCACGCUUUGUUUAACCUUUGAGCUUACACUCAUUCAUAGUCGCUAGUGGAUGCGUGUAGCUGCUCCUAUUUUUAUUAUUUUCUUACAUAUAUUUGCACCUCUAUUGUAUAUUUUCAGUAGUUUGCAGGAAGAGCCUGAUGGAGAGAAUAGUAAAACAGGGGAUACAAACAGAUCUCACACUAAUACAACCCCCAAAGAAUAAAAUUAAAUAAACAUCAUUCACAAUCCAGCAAACUGACACAAUAAUACAAUAUAGAGAGACAGUGAAGGGAGUUGAAACUCUGAUCUGUACUUGUCAUGGAGCAGCAAAGAAAGAGGAGGAGCUUGGGCUCAUUGUGUUUCACAUAUACAUGACUUGUUUCUGAUUGGUUCUUGUUUUUCUAUGGGUUUUUUUUGCGGUUAAGAGUUCAGUAAAGAAAAAUAUGCAAAGUAUGAAGCCUCCUGUCAUGUAGUAAAAUUGUAUUUUCAUGUCUGUGCUGUUCCCUUAAUGUGUGUUUUCUAGAUAGUUUCAGUAACUUAUAGCAAUAGAGCUAUGAAAUGUAUGCAGUAGGAUGAAGGAACUGCCAAUCUGUAUCAAGCAAUUUUGCAGUUUAGAGCAAAUUAAAGAUAUUAGGCUGCCACACCUACUGUGCUGAGCAGGCCUGAUAAAAGGCUUAUCGUUAUAUCAGAAGUCCAGAGCUAGAGGGCCCUUAUAACUAGUUUCUUGUUGCCAUAGUCUGUAUUGGAUUAUUUACUGCACAAAACCAAAUGGAAAAAGUACAUUUCUCAGUUUCUGGUAAAAAAUGGUAGCUUUAAAGUAAAAAAUAAAUAAAUCUAAUUUAUAGACAAGUGCUAAUAAUACUCAAUAUAUACGUUCCAACACUGGGAGAUAUGUGUGCAAGACUGUGUUGCGGGUGGGGCAUGCCACCCUAAAAAGAUGGUUUGUCAGACUGGUGUGCAUGCUUGCAAAAUCGGCCUGCAGCCAGUCUGGCUAUCCCCCUCAUGUAGUCUAUGUGCAGAGCACAUAUGAACUUAUGGACUAAGCUUAGUUUGAGCAGUGUGACUGCCUUUAGUGAUAUAGCCUGUUUGUGCUUUUUUGGGACUUAUCUCUACUAGAAUGUUAUUGAAAUUGGACCACCAGAGAGAAAACCUUGGACAUGGGUACAGGCAGGGCCGGAUUAACAUAGAGGCUGAUGGAGCUGAUUUUUACUACUCUUCACAUGCUCUUGCUUAAAGGACCACUAUAGUGCCAGGAAAACAUACUCGUUUUCCUGGCACUAUAGUGCCCUGAAGGUGCCCCACCCUCAGGGUCCCCCUCCCGCCAGGCUCUGGGGAGAGGAAGGGGUUAAAAUCUUACCUUUUUCCAGCGCCGGGCGGGGAGCUCUCCUCCUCCUCUCCUCCUUCAUAGCGACGUCAUUGGCUGAAUGCGCAUGCGCGGCAGGAGCCCCCUGCGCAUUCAGCCAGUUCAUAGGAAAGCAUUUACAAUGCUUUCCUAUGGACGCUGGUGUCUUCUCAUAGUGAUUUUCACAGUGAGAAGCACACAAGCGCCUCUAGCGGCUGUCAAUGAGACAGCCACUAGAGGCUCUAGAGACUGGAUUAACCAUAUUAUAAACAUAGCAGUUUCACGGAAAAUGCUAUGUUUAUAAAAGAAAAAAAGGGUUAACCCUAGCUGGACCAGGCACCCAGACCACUUCAUUAAGCUGAAGUGGUCUGGGUGCCUAUAGUGGUCCUUUAAGAAUGUAAAUUUAAGAGGGAUCUAAGGGAACUAAAAUGGUGUGGACUGGAAUUAAUUAAGGUACACUUUGCAAAUAUUCUUGCUGUUUCAGUCUCUCUAGCACUGUGGCAUGUUCCCUUUCUUCUACACUCAAUACAUACACUCUUUCUCCAUCCCACACUGUAUAACAAGAGCUUCUGCAUGCUAGUACGAAGGUAAUGUAUUAGGCAGUCUUUGUGUGUAUGUGUGUGUUUGUGUUUGUAAACAGAAAUCAGUUUCUGUGUGUUUAUGUGUUAUGUAGUGUGUUCAUGUGUAUGUACUAGGCUGUUUGUGUGUGUCUGAAAAUGUGUAGCAAAGGCAGAAUAGAGGGGCAGAACAAACAUGUAUCAGUAGCACCCUGUGCACAAAGAGAUAGUGCAGGGGUAGGCAACCUUUUUGUAGUACUGUGCCAAAACAAGAUGUUGAAGUCCCUUGGCGUGCCGGUCCUAAUUUUUUUUUACAUUGAGAUGUGGGUUACUGUUUUCUGCUUGUGUAAUUUAUGGCUGCUGCAGUUGCUUUGUACCAUUGUAUUCAUGUGUAUGUGGGCUAUUAUAUUGUAUAUGUUCAUGAGUAGUUUGUGAUAUUGUGUAUGAUACCUUUGAAUGUGGGCUGUGUAUGGGGGCUGCUUGUGGAAUUGUGUGUGUGGAUGUUGUGUCACAUUGUGUGCUUGGUGGUGUGUAUAUGUGUGGGGCUGCUUGUGAGGUUGUGUGCGUGUAUGUGGAUGGUCAGUGGUGUUGUUGGUUGUGGUUGUGGGGACUGUGUGUGUGGGCUCUUUAUAUUAUUUGUAUAAUAGUAAGGCUUAUUUUGCAGCUCUGUGUAUAUAUCUAGCAGUGUGGGUGGCUUCUCGGGAUCCAGUAGACAACAGGUUAGCCAGGUGCAGGUCAAAAUCUGUGAUGUCUGCUGUGGGCUACUCUACUCCAGUGCAGGUACCCGUUCAUAAGUGUUGGGAUGGAGUUAUCUUAGAUCACGUCCUUUAAGAGUUGUAAUGGGUAAAUUAAGGAUUGCCCCUCACCUGACAGGCCAGUGCCUGUUUGGCUCUGGCAACAUUGAGUGUCGUGCAAAGGCAUCUUGAGUGCCAUCCAUGGCACACGUUCUGUAGGUUGCCUACCCCUGAGAUAGUGUGUAGCAGCCCCCUACAAUUGGGUUAUACUGGUGCAAUGGCAUUAAACUGUAACAAAAGGAAAAUCCAAACAGUGGCAGAAGAUGGUUCACCGAUGAAGCUUUGAAUUUGAAUUUUUUUUAUUCAAAUGCUAAAGUUUUUUGCUGUUGUAACAGUGGAGAGUUCACAGUUGUUUGUAACUUUGCCAAACUAUGGCGCCCUUUGAAUAAGCCUCGUAGUACCGUUUUUACUCUGAUUUGUACCUCGGAAUAUAUUAGCAUGUUUGUAUGUAUAUAUAUAUAUAUAUAUAUAUUACAUUUUUUCAGUGUUAUGAUUUAGUGGGGAAACGUGUUAGUGCCCCCCCAGUUUUAACUGUGAUUUCUUAUUCUCCACCCCCGCCACAUGUAUUUGCAUUGAAUACAUUAUUUAUCUAUGUAAAAAACAAAUACAAUUUGUAUCUUAUAAUACUUUUUUUAUUAGACUAACAGAAUUUUUUAAUGACAAGCUUUCAGGAAAACCUCCCUUUCUCAAGUCUGAAGUUUCAAGUCUUGAGAAAGGGAGGUUCUCCCGAAAGCUUGUCAUUAAAAAAUUCUGUUAGUCCAAUAAAAAAGGUAUUACAAGAUACACAUUUUAUCUGUUUUUUAAAUCUACAUCACUGGACUAAUACGGCUACAAUCUCUACAUGAUCAUUUAUCUAUGUAAUAUACGAUGUGUACAGUACAUUUCCUUGGGAUUUAUAUUCGAGUGAGCUUGCCAUGACAGGUUCACUUUAAUUGCCUAAUUGUUCAUUUAUAUUUAGAAUAAAUUAAGUGUCAUAUAAUUAAAUGAGCAAAAUAAUUUAUAGGUGAUUUUCGAUGUUUUAUUUGAUGGUGUAAUUUCCAGAGAAGUGACAACUACCCCUCCAAUGAAAGAUGUCAGACCAAGCGAAGACUUGUUGGUUAAAGUUUUACACUUUAACUUUUUUUAGUUUACCGUAUAACAUUGGCUGCCUCUUAAGAAUUUCUGUUCUACUACUUGACCUCACAUUAAAAAUAAACAACUAGCAUGACCGUAUGUGUUAAACAAAUAGUUAUGAGAAAGCCCAGUGUCCUUUUAAUGACAUAAAAAAUUGUGGAUGACCUUUUAUGUAGCUGCAAGCUGACAAGCGCCUUUCUUCAACUCUUCGUUAGCUAAAUAUCACAUUUGCAGUAAUUAAGACAAAUACAUUUAGUGUUAAUGAUCUUCCUCUAGGAGACAUUGAUCUGGGAUUUUACACAAAAUCUAGGAAAUACAGUAUGUCUCUUCAAAAGUAAACAAAAACAGGUAAAAAUCACAUCUUAAAUCCAACAGCAAUUUUAACACUUCUCAAACAUUUUCACAGCCUAAUUAAAGGGGCUCUAUAGGCACCAGGAUCACGUCAUCUCAAUGAAGCGGUCUGUUGCCGUGUCCCUGUCUAUUUAACCCUGCAACUGAAAACAUUGAGAGCAUUUGAUUUGAUGCAGCGCAGUGUUUGACAAACAUGCGCACUAGCAUCCCAAAGUGCCCCUAGGGGGAAUUAUUGGAAUGGCUCAGAUAAUCAACACUGAUGAUCUCAGCCAAAGAGGUGGAGCGGCAGGACAGGGGGCAGUGUGCCAUGGGAUGUAGAGUAAAUAAAACAUAACUUUUAAACUCCUGCAAGGGAUGGUGGACACUGACAUAUUACAUAUGUAGAAGAACAUUAUAGCAUUAGGAAUGCAUGUUUGUAACGUGCUCCAUUAAUACAGGGCCAGAGCAAGGAUUUUUGCUGCUCUGGGCAAAAAAUAAUUUGUCAUCCCGCCCCUCCAUUUGUUGUGACAUUACAAUGUCCUACCCAUAUGAUCAGCCACACACAUGCUCCAUCCCUUUUUACAAUGUUUACUUUACUUUGUACCCAUAGCCCCACUGUGUGCCUCUUUGACCCCUAGCCCCUCUGUAUGUCUCUUUGUCACCACCAGCCCCUCUGUGUGUCUCUUUUGUCAUUGUCCCCAGCCCCUCUGUGUUUUUCUUUGUCCACCCAGCCCCUCUGUGUUUUUCUUUGUCCACCCAGUCCUACCAUGUAUUUCUUUGUCACCCACAGCCUCCCUUCUGUGUGUCUUUGUCACACCACCCAGCCAAGCCUUCCUUCUAGGUCUUUGUCACCCUCCCAGGUCUUUGUCACCCACAGCCUCCCUUCUGCGUGUCUUUGUCACACCACCCCCCAAGCCUUCCUUCUAGGUCUUUAUCACCCUCCCAGUCUCCCUUCUGUGUGUCUUUGUUACCCUCCCAGAUUCCCUUCUGUGAUUGCUCUCCCCCUCCCACCUCCCCAGACUCCCUUCCAUGGUUUCACUCCCUCCUCGCACCUCCUAAGACUUUCUUAUCUGGUUUCUCUCCCACUCUCACGCCCCGCGCCUGCUUACCUCCAUCCUCCUUGGCAGAGUCACGGACCAGGGUAGAGGAGCUUCUGUUUCCUCUCCUGGUCUAACAGGCAGUGGUGUAUCCUGGUUUUGUGCUGCCCUAGGCAGGACAAAACUCAGGCACCCCCCCGCGCCACCCGCGCAACCGCGCAACCGCCACCCAACCUUCCCCCCUGCUCCGCCUUCUAAAUACACACACACACAUUCACUGACAGAUACGCAUUCACUAGUUAACAGAAACACACACUCACUAACAGACACACACACUCACAGGCAAACACACACACACUAACAGGCAAACACACACACUAACAGACAUCCACACUAACAGACAUCCACACACUAACACUAACAUACGUACACUAACAUUAACAUACACACUAACACUAACAGACACACACACUAACACUAACAUACACACACUAACAGACACACUAACAUACACACACUAACAGACAUCCACACACACACACUAACAUACACACACUAACACACACACACACUAACAUACACACACUAACAUACAUACACACACUAACAUACACACUAAUAGACAUCCACACACACACUAGCAGACAUACACACACUCACUAGUGUUUUUUUUUAAUUUUUUUAUUUAACCCCCCCCCAGCCUCCUUACCUUUGGUAAUGCUGGGGGGGGUUCUUCCUCUCCCUGGGGUCCAGUGGCUGCAGGGCGGGCGGCCGGCGAGGGAGCUCUUCCCCUGAGCACUCUGCUCAGCUCCCUCGCGCGCCGCCAGCAGAGUGAGGCUGGGAGCCGGAAUAUGACGUCAUCAACCCGGCUCCCAGCCUCACUCUGCUGGCGGCGCGCGAGGGAGCUGAGCAGAGCGCUCAGGGGAAGAGCUCCCUCGGCGGCCGCCCGCCCGCCCAGCACUGCAGCCACUGCCGCCCAGAAUGUCUGUUAGCCGCGAGGCUAACUAGGCAUUUGCCCUGGGUAUUUGGGGGCGGCGUUUUUUGCCGCCACCUGAAAAAUGCCGCCCAAGGCAAAUGCCUUGUUUGCCUCGCGGCUAAUACGCCCCUGCUAACAGGAAGUAUUUCAACUCUCACUGAGAACUUCCUGUCAGUUCUGGUAGAGGUGACAGAAGCUUCUUUAUAUUGGUAUGCGGCCCUGCCAUGCUAUAUACUGAGACUGGCACUCUUCUUGACAGUAUGGUUCUGGACUGCUCCUAUGGGUUUUUAAAACAUAAUGCGCUAAUGAUAUCGGUUUCUGUAAAGAUACAACUAAGCUGCAACUUGUUUGAGACAAUCCUGGGUUUUUCUAGCUACAGUGGAAGACUACUAACCUCAUCCUUUCUCAGAAAGUGUUUUUUAUACAUUUAUUUGUCUCAAAACUAUAACUCCUAUGAUACUUAGCCAGGUUUUGACUACUAUGCUUCAGUUUGGCUAUUUAGGUCUACAAUUUUGAAGUCAUGCAAGAAACAGCCCUAGUCUUACUGCCCUGAAACAUAGCACAAUGAUACAAGCUAAAACACUGCACAUAAAAAGUCUCCUACCACCAUGACUACUCAUGGUGAGUGGAAUAAUCCUUUAAAUUACCCCUUAGCCUAAGCACCCCCAAAUCUUAGCCUAACCCUAUUCAUAAACGUUGCUGGACCAUUUUAAUUGAUGGCACAGUCUCAAAUAUUGCUGUUUUGUUGUGUUCUGAAUACAAUGCCAUUUCAGCAUCUCUCAGAAGACAAUGGGACUUUAAAAUACAGUUGUAUUCCACAUAGUUAUACUGAAUUUGAUGCCUUUAUUGUUAUACUAUCACAGCUAAAAUAAAUAAUUAAAAAAAUAAUAAUAACAAUUGUAUUGAACUGUCCCUCCACAUGUUCCAGUAAUCAUUUCUCUCCUGCCUCCAGACUGAUCAACUAAAUUUACUGCUCUCAUAAAAACAUUGUACUCUGAAUUAAAUGUCUGUGUUUUCAUAACCCAUGUGUUUGAAUUAGAUAAUCAAUUUGUCUCUCCAGUUUAUCUUUCUUAUCCGUAAUGUAAACUUCUGUAAUGUGUACAUAUCAUGUGCAUAUAAUUGUAACUAUUUGUAUACAUUAUUUUAUUUUUACAUCUAACCUACCUACCAACAUGUUCGGCACGCAUUGCUUUUUGUAUACAAGAACUGAUUUGACACAAUGGUUCUUCAUAUGCUUGGACAGGCGACAGGAGCAAGUCAGAUACAAGGAGAGCAAUUUGAUUUUUGGUUUUGCCAGAGUAACUCCGAGAGGUGCCAAGUCGACAAAUCAAAUCAUUUCCAACAAACGUAAGGAGCUGCACUAGAUCCCAUAAAUCUGAGCCAGGGUGCAACCAAACCAGGACCAAGCACCAGGUUCCAAUGGCAAAAGCAUAAAAUACCAAAAUGGUUCAGGCACUCCAAGAUCCAGAAAUGGCAAAUUUAUUGAAGCCUAAAGUAACACAACAAAACUAAUAGUUGAACCAAAAUAAUUUCUGUAGAUCUGGAUACAUUUUAUGUGAGUUUCUUCAGGAGUCCCAAUUCUGGUGUGAUACUAGUCUGGACCUGGUCUGGAAUGGUUUGUAUUCCCUCCAACAUGUAUUAUUUUUAGAUAAAUGUAGUUUAAAGAGGAUGGAGAGAGUCAGGUACCAUCUGUAGAAAUGAGAUAACUUGCGGGAGUUUAAUUUGAUACUUUUUAAACUCAACACAUUCUAAAAAAACUGUGGGGAUUGAAAAUGCAGAUACAAAUACAUAGGUAGUGCAGUGUAUUUAAUUAUUAAUUAAUUCAAAUGCUAAUUGUGGCAAUUACCAUGCAAGUUAUAUGUAUGCUGUAAGAAAGCGUACAUGCUCAACUCUAUAAAUAUUAUAUAAGAAACAAUAUUUAUUAUAAGGAUUGGACUAACAACUGCUUAAACUAUCAGUCUGUUUUUCUAGGUUACCUGUUAUAAUUCACAGAAAUAUAAACACAGAGGUUUUAUUCAUUGACCUAGCUGCCCCAAAAAAAAAUCUUAGGGGACAGCAUACCACAAUAAACGUAGCACCCCUUUAGGAUCAUAUGUUAAGCCAUGCAGUUUUCUAUAGUCAAAAUGAUUUACCGUCACUAGAGAGGUGACCUGUGUAAGCUAGCUGAUGUCACCUUUUAAUAUAAAUAUGGAGUUUCUCAUGAAAAAUAAAUCAGUUAUUUAACAAAGGUAUAUAAAUUCUAAAAAAAAGAAAAGAAAAAUUAAUGUUAUGUAUUUUUGGAUUUCCAACUGGAAUUUUUGCUUCUUGAAUUUUUAUUUUUAUUUUUUUUAAAGCCAUAUGUAUUAUUGUUAAUGUUAUUGUGAUUUAUAUAGCGCCAACAGAUUCCAUAGCGCUUUACAAUAUUAUUAGAUGGGGGAUUUGACUAUAAAUAGGACAAUUACAAGAAAACUCACAGAAACGAAGGCUUAAAGAGGGCCCUGCUCAAACGAGCUUGCAGUCUAUAGGAGGUGGGGUAUAAAACACAUUAGGACAGGGAAUAGAAGUCAAAUUAGGUGGGAGUGGAGCAGAGCUGGAGGAGAGUGCAAGAGGUAGAGGUUAGUCUGGGAGGCCAUAAGCUUUCCUAAAGAAAUUAGUUUUAAGGCACUUCUUAAAUGAUUGAAGGCUAGGGCUUGUACAAUAUAGCCUACUCUAAUAACACCAUCAAGGAUUGUUUUUACCAUCUUUCUUGGACAGUAAAACAUAUGAUUGUAAAAGCUAUACCAUGGCUGGCAAAGAUUUACCCCUCGCUUUCCCCCUCACCCACUAGGUUAUCUGGGAGGAUGUGUCCCCCUUAUUACCCCUACUUCCUACACCCAUGGAUUUCUUUACGUACCAGUAAAUUGUAAUUAAUUGAAAAUAAAACGGCUAUAUUUAGUCUAGAAAAUUACAGAUUCUGAAAAACAAAAUUCCAAACACAACUAUCAUUACAACUUGACUAUAUUAGAAAGUUAUUUUGCAAAUCUUGGUAUAUGGUUUCUAGCUCGCCUUUAAAGGAACACUAUAGUCACCUAAAUUACUUUAGCUAAAUAAAGCAGUUUUAGUGUAUAGAUCAUUCCCCUGCAAUUUCACUGCUCAAUUCACUGUCAUUUAGGAGUUAAAUCACAUUGUUUCUGUUUAUGCAGCCCUAGCCACACCUCCCUUGGCUAUGAUUGACAGAGCCUGCAUGAAAAAAACAACUGGUUUCACUUUCAAACAGAUGUAAUUUACCUUAAAUAAUUGUAUCUUAAUCUCUAAAUUGAACUUUAAUCACAUACAGGAGGCUCUUGCAGGGUCUAGCAAGCUAUUAACAUAGCAGUGGAUAAGAAAAUCUUAAUUAAACAGAACUUGCAAUAAAGAAAGCCCAAAUAGGGCUCUCUUUACAGGAAGUGUUUAUGGAAGGCUGUGCAAGUCACAUGCAGGGAGGUGUGACUAGGGUUCAUAAACAAAGGGAUUUAACUCCUAAAUGGCAGGAUUGAGCAGUGAGGCUGCAGGGGCAUGUUCUAUAUACCAAAACUGCUUCAUUAAGCUAAAGUUGUUCAGGUGACUAUAGUGUCCCUUUAAUAAACCCACCUCAGCCAUUUUUAUCAUUUUGUGUUCAAUACAAUUAGGACUAUUGAAUUGGCAUGAAAUGAAAUUAAAUGUGCACCCUUUGGUUGGGGAGAACAGUGCAGGAUAAAAAUAUAGCAUUUUAUAUAUCUUGAAAAUGAUGCAGAUUUCCGAUUGCUGGUAAAAUUAGCAUAUAAAAAGAGCAAGAAUCUUUACAUCAUAAGAGAAAAUGUAACUCCGAAUAACAUGUAAAAUAAGUAAUGUACAAUCAUUUUGUACGUAUAUGGCUGUUUUGAAAAGCAACCAAAAUUAAGGCAUAUAAAUAAAUAAAAAUACAUUGAAAAAUACAAAAAUCAUGAUAUUAAAUACUGUGAAUAAUUAAAUUAUAAUUAAAUUAUAAAUAAUUAAAUAAUAAUUAAAAUAAACCUGUCACAUCUCAUCCAAUACUUGGUUCUUUUGAUUAAGCUCAGUUAUCUAUUGACGGGUGUUUAAUUGUUUAAUUUAACUUGUGUGUUAAUGUACUCUUGUGCUCUUGUUGAGCACUGUACAUAUCACUGACAUUAUUGUAUUUAUUUAUUUUAUUUUAUUUUUCGUUAUUCACAAUUCACAAGUAGUGCAACAAUACAAUACGAAACAAAGGUCAUGACAAAUGCAUAGAUUGUACACUAGCGGGUGACCCGGCAACAUUUUGGGAUUGUGGGUUUUAUUUUUAAGAACAGUAUAAUAGUAUACAAAGUGGGAACUUUGCAUCCAGCACCUAGGAAGGAUCUUGUGUGUCAUGUAAUUGCCUAUCACUACUUUAAUUAUCCUCAUACAUGAUGUAUAGCCUAUGUAGGCCGGGGCCACAUGAAGCUUGCAUGACUCUUUGUUUAUAUUGUUAAUCUCUUGCAAGAAAGAAAUACAAGGCAGAAAAAAUUAACCUGCCAUCCACAGAUCAUGGUUUGAUCCACAUGACACAUUUGCCUGAAAGCACAUAUACCUCUAGUCUAGGUAUCACCAGCAAAUAUAUGGAUGAAAAGAUAUGGUAGAAUCCCUCUCGGACAAUGCUGUGUCCUGGAAUGUGAGGCGAUACAGAACAUGGAAUAGUCUUGCCAACCAAAUGAUGCAAUUAUUUGGUGCGAACAGGUGUAGCAUUGCAUACUUUGAAUUCCUGCAAAUUUAAAGUAUGCAACCCGGUCAACCACAUGGGCGAUAACAUGAAUUUCCACUCACAUUGACAGAGCAGCCGACAUUCUCAUUAGAUCGUUUUUUUUAUCAUGAACAUCUGUUAAGAAACCCUAAACAGUAACACAAUUAUUCAUUAAACUUGGAUCUCACAGUGAAUUUCAAAAUUUUAGUUCUAGAAAUAGUUGAUCAGAAAAUAGAACUCACAUUGACAAUAAUUUUCGUUUCAGCUUUUUUUUUUGUAAAUCUUUUUUUAUUGAAUAACAAGAUGAAAUUACAUAGUUGCGUUAUUACAAUAUUUUAGUCAUUGUAUAGUAAACCAAAAGUUACAAAUCGGAAGCGGUAAUCCUGUACAGUGUUUUGAGCAGUAAAGUUGUUGUUUCCCUUUUUCCCCCCAUUCUGUUCUCCCCUCUCCCCUUCUAAUUUCCUUUAUUACUUUGCUUUGUUUUGUUUUGUGUUAUUGUGUGUUUGUGUCCCAAGGCAUGGUUUUGUGAGUUACGUAGGGUAUCUAAGUAUAACUUUGAGACUCGCAGGUCCCUGCAUUCCAAAUGUUUAUACGGUUCAACAACAUGCUGUGUGUAUAGAUUGAGAGGGGAUCUAAAUGCUAGACGAUAAGGCAGCUCGUGUGAGACAAGUUUUUUGUCCAAGUUCGCCAUGUUAGGUAUGCGUUGGCGAGCGGAUGUGUUGGCGAACAUUGGGCCAUGUUUAUUACUUGUAUAAAGCUUAGCUGGGUUUCCCCGCUGGUCUGUUUUGUGAGCGUGGUGUCGUUUCAGCUUUUUGUCCUAAACUUCAAAUUUCACUUUAAAUUCCUGACAAUUCACACUUUGCUGAAUAACCUGCCAAUAUUCGGUUUCCUUUCCGGAUCCAAAAUCCGAAUGUGCCCAUUUCUCCUCAAGAAGUAAUGUAACAGUAUCAGUGGAACAGGAGACCAGAUAUAUGUGUAUAGUAAUUACAGGAAAAUGAUGGAUGAAUCUUAAACAGUGGGAAGAAUGUAACAAAUCAGAUCACUUGGAACAAUGGAGGAUACACAGCGAUAGGAACGUAAAUAAUGAGUUAUAAAAUAUUGUUUUUAUCAUUUGAUUAACAUGACAAAGACGCACUGUUUCGUGCAUAUAUUCAUCCGUGGAUCAACCUUAGAUCAUAGCAAUCCUUGUGUUGAGUUAAGCUGAACAGCACGUACAAAGAAAAAUAUAUAUUUUUUCCUCCAAACAUUGGUGUUUAAAGAACUACAUGGCUCUUGCAUCCUGGGCUGCAUCAUCAUCAACCUUAAACCAUCAAAAAUCCAGAGAAUAUCUUGUUUGUGGUCUUAACCUGAGAUUAUCUUUCAUGCUAAGGUAUUUCAUCUUCAAUUUAUGUAAUAUAAUUUUAUUUUAUAACUGUAACUGAUGGUAAUGACAUAUUUAAAUAUAUUGCCUAAAUCGCUAUAGUAGAUUUCAUAAAUUUAUGUGGGUUGACAUGUCAACAUGAUUGUUGACAUGUGGAAGAAGAAGUGGACCAUGAAUAUAUUUCCCUGACAUUCUCUCUCCUGGGUGCUGCCAUCUUUAAUAAUUCAGUUCCUGGCAGUUGAGGCUGCCAGGAGAAAGCUUUUGCCAUCAGUUACAGUCAAAUGUUGGGAAAUUGCAAAGCAGAGCAACUGGAAAUUAAUCUCCUUUCUUAUUUUAAAACCACUAAAACAACUAAAAGAAACUUAAGUACGGAAAGUUGUGUAUUGUCCGGAAUGAGAUUUUAUGCACCAAGUUGUAAUGCCUUGACGAUCAUCACCAAUGUACUUGGAUCCAAGUGGUUAUGCAUGUAAAAGAAAACAAGCAUUUGUGUAGGAUACCAAAACUAUGCAAUGAAGACCAGUGCUGACGCCCACUGUUAUUGUAAUAUAUCGAUGCGGCCUUCUUUGUCAGUUAGCCGUUUUUAACAGCGCCAUCUUUACACUUGGACGGACCCCAUAGGUUUAAUUAAUAAUAAAUUAUUCAUAGUAAUGUUGCGCUGUGCUAUCUCUGUCUGUAUGAUUUACCAACUGAGUACCAUUUUUUAUGCUGAAUUUUUUUACUUCAAGGCUCAUGUUAUAUUGUCCAAAUGUUUGUGAUAAUUAAUCUUAAUAAACAGCAUGUUUUUUAUAAAUAUUUAAACAUGGAUUUUGUUGGAGAUACAUAGUUACAUAGUUACAUAGCUGAAAAGAGACUUGCGUCCAUCAAGUUCAGCCUUCCUCACAAAUGUUGUUGCUGUUGAUCCAAAAGAAGGCAAAAAACCUGGUCUGAAGCACUUCCAAUUUUGCCACAAACUAGGAAAAAAUUCCUUCUUGACCCCAAAAUAGCAGUCAGAUGUCUCCUUGGAUCAAUCAGCUAUUACCCACUAAUUAGAAAUUAUAUCCCUGUAUGUUAUGUUUUUGUAAGUAUUUAUCCAAUUUCAGUUUAAACAUCUGUAUGGACUCUGACAAAACCACCUCUUCAGGCAGAGAAUUCCAUAUCCUUAUUGUUCUUACUGUAAAAAAACAUUUUCUUUGCCUUAGAUGAAAUCUCCUUUCUUCCAGCCUAAAUGUGUGACCUCGUGUCCUAUGUAUAGCCCUGUUUAUGAAUAGAUUUCCAGAUAUACCAAUAUUUAUAAGCUUAAUUUUUUGAUAAUUGACAUUUUUAUUCCUGUAAGUGCUUGUGUAGGCAGGGCCCCAGUGCACUGCUUUGCCAGGGGGCCCAUAAUGCUGUUAAGAUGACCCUGAUUUGUAAGACAACAUUUUUAAAGUGAAUCUUUACCCAACAUGGGUUAUACUCAAAUCUUGUAUCUAUUUUUCAAAUUUUUUCAAAAGUUUCUUCUACAGGUCAUUUACUUGUUUAACAGAGAUUAAAAGGGCAUUAUAAACAACACAAUAACUACAGUUACUCCAACUCAUUGUAGAAGUUUUGGUGCAAAGAGUCUUUGCAUUCUGUGUUCCUUUUUAUUGCCAUAACAUUUGAGUGGUUUGGCAAACAAUAUGUCUCUCUCGGCAUCUAAAGCCUUGCCUCUCUGUUGACAUCUAAUAAUAAAUGUCAGUAAGUUACUAAGAGAGCCUAGUUAUCCCACCCCAAGCCCUCUCAGUCUAUAACUACCCUCUGCCUAACAUUGCUGUCUAACGAUGGACAUCUUCUUCAGAUAUUCUGCAGUAGUUCUAGUGCUUAGAUUGCCUCUUUAAUUGAGUGCCUAGAUCUUCUAGAUGCAUUUUAUUAAACAAAAGUGGCCUGAACUGAUCUUUAGCUUGAUUAAUGUCUAUAUAUCCUACCCGUCCAGAGUCCUGGCCUUCAUAAUAGAUUAUUUACUGAGCCCAUAACAAAGUCCAUUCUUCACCUUACUUAUCUCUGUUCCUUGGAUAUGCUUCAGCAAUGUCCUAAUUGCAAGCCCUCAAACAUGACUGCUCCUUUAAGAUAGAUCGUUGAUGUGCUUGGUCUGUAAGUAUGGAAAUUGAUCACUGCUGUUAAUCAGCUAUAAGCAGAGCAGCAGAGGUAAUGAACCCAACUGAUUUAUUUACUGCCAAUGACUUGUUUAAUAACGUAAUUAGUGUAGAGAACAUGACUGCGGCAAAAUGAGACGAAACCUUGCCGAACCUCUUUCUGAAAAUCCAUCUGAAUAAUUACAAAGUUGACGAAUGAUGAGUUCAGAGCUUUGCAUUGUUUGAUAUAUGAUUUUGCCAUUAAAAGUGUCAUCACUCGGGUGAUAUAUUUGCAUUGAAAAUGCUAAUCUUUUCCUCUUGAUUGGCAGUAAAUUUUUCUAUGUUUCCAUUCUAGAUAAUGCAGUCAACCAACGAG